AUGCCUACUGACCAUAAAACAUCAGAAGACUGUAGUGUGUCUCCUACGUGUAGCAGCUUGAACCAGUUGGCCAAUGAGGUGUUUUAUUCAGACUCUGAGGAGCCUAAACACAUGAUCCAUUCAUUAUCUGAGAAUGGACUUCUUGGAACGCCUCUGAGACCUACUGCACCAAAGCCUCAGAGCCCCAGCACGGAAUUGUACAAGUCUAGUAUCUCUAUCCAUUCCCCGAACCAUCUCAGCACUUUAUCCCUUAGCUCGAUGGAGAGUGAUGAAAGAACUGAGAUAGCACUCCCAAAGGUUGAUCGGAGCCCCUACUUUUAUAAAGACACCAAAAAGUCAGUGUAUUCUGAUGAUGGCAAUGAGGAUAGUGGAGUCAGCAGCCACUCUCAAUUGAGUCUCAAUGUUGUCAGUGAAGAAAAACAAGAGGAGGUAAGAACCUUUUCCAUGUCUAGAGGGGUAAACUUGGGUAUUUAUUGUAUAUAUGCCUUCACAAUCACUAGUGGGGUGUUUUGAAGUAAAGGUAUGUUUUUCUUCUUAUGUAUAGCAAGUUCUGGCAGUCAAAACCUAGAUCAUCAGGCCAAAUUGAGGAUGUCCUACUUUAACAUAAUAAUUUGAAUGAAAUGAGUGAUCCAGUGAAAUAAUUAUUUUAUUUAUUUAUUUCAGAACAUUUAAGUUGUCUGUUGCCAUAAAAUAAUGUAGGUCAAUUGUUGAUCCAGACUUCCUCCUUGUUUUUUUUAAUUUUUUUUAGAGUGUCUGUCGUCAUUUAUGCAGCUUUUUGUUGUCAUAAAAUGUGAAUAUUGAGUUUUAGUUCUGUCAAAGGGAAGCACCGUUGCCUUUGGCUCUGAUCGUUUAACUUUGGCAAUGUUAGGGGUGUGGAAGCGCAGAAUAUAAUUUUCUUCUAAAACUUCUGGUGUAAACCUCUGGUGGAUAUCCAGAUAUUUUGUAUAAGGAAAACAUUAAAUCACUGUAACCUACAGAGUAAGUCCUAAGGCUGCAUUAGUUCAGUGUGUGCAUGUGAGCUGUAGCCUCAUCCCACGAGGUGUAAAGUAAUGUAUGUACGUAGGGAGAGUGCUACAGCUGUAACAGUCAUGUGAUUUUGUGCAUGCAGCACUGGGCUGUUAACAUUUUAGUACAGGACCUUUCAAGAAAACUAUUUCAGGGCAGGAAAUUGACCUGUUAUCAAUGUGACUUUGCUAUUAAAGGGCUACUCUAACCACCUUAACCACAUCUGUUUUUUGAAGUGGUUAUGAAGGAAGCAAUCAGUAUGUUCAGCAUUUCUGCUUGAAACAUUGCACAUACAGAGAUAUCUUCACUUUUGUGUGGGGGGCUAGUUGCAACCCUGGCGCAGGUGACUUAGACAGCCCAGAACUAUGCUCUGGACUGCAUAAUAUCAGUUCAGUGCUAAACUAUGUGUGACAGAUAUUAUGUGCUUCUACAUUGCUGGAAGCACACCUGUUAUUGGAAGCUUCAGUGUCCUCUCCUAACCUUCCUUAUUUCAUCUGUCUUCGACUCCCUGCAUUACUUAAUUUUUUUGUUUGUUUUUUUUACAUUUUUUUUUUCUUUUUAAAUAUAUAUUCCCUCUCUCACUUACCCGGCUCAGAGCGUGCACAAGUGUUCUGAGCUAGUGCGAACAGUCCAAUCAAAUGCUUCUCUGUGAGAAGCAUUUGAAUGGACCUCGCAAGGGAAUCGUGUACGUUGUAUGUGGAGUCGAAACUAGCAUGGGUAUUUUCACCCAGCUCUGGAUUCCAGGUAAGUUUAAAUCUUAAUAUACAGUAUAUAUGUAUGCAGGGCCGCCAUCAGAAAUUUUGGGCCCAUGACAAAGCACAAGGUCUGGGCCCUCCCUCCUCCCGGGCCCGCCCACGCCCUACCUAGUCCGCUCACAAUGAUGCAGGACUGAAUGUGGUGUGUGUGUGUGUGUAUAGUGGAAGUGAAUUAGAAUGUGUGUAAUGGAUGUAGUGUUUGUGUGUAUUAGAUACUGUUUGUGCAGUGAAAGCAGAGUUUGUGUUUGUGUAGCGGAUGCAGUGUGUAUAGUGAACGCAGAGUGUAUUUGAGUAGUGGAUGUAGUGUGUGUACAGUGAUGUAGUGUGUGUUUGUGUAGUGGAUGUAGUGUUUGUAUGUACUAGAUGAAAUGUGUUUAGUGGAUGCAGUGUCUGUAGUGUGUGUAUUAGACGCAGUGUCUGUGUAUAGUGAAUGCAGAGUGUUUCAAUUUGUGGUGGAUGUAGUGUGUGUACUGUGAAUACAGGAUGUUUGUGUAGUGGAUGCUGUGUGUAUGUAUGUUUAGUGUAGUGAAUGCAGAGUGUGUGUCAGUAUAGUGAAUCCAGAGUGUUAGUGUGUAAUGAAUGCAGAGUGUGUGUUAGUGUGUAAUGAAUGCAGAGUGUGUGUUAGUGUGUAGUGAAUGCAGAGUGUGUGUAAAUUUGUAGUGAAUGCAGAGUGUGUGUACAUUUAUAGUGAAUGCAGAGUGUGUGUAAAUUUGUAGUGAAUGCAGAGUUUGUGUAAAUGUGUAGUGAAUGCAGCGUGUGUGUUAAUGUGUAGUGGAUGCAGAGUGUGUGUUAGUGUGUAGCGGAUGCAGAGAGUGUGUUAGUGUGUAGCGGAUGCAGAGAGUGUGUUAGUGUGUAGCGGAUGCAGAGUGUGUAUUAGUGUGUAGCGGAUGCAGAGUGUGUGUAGCGGAUGCAGAGUGUGUGUGUUUUGUUAGUGUAUGCAGUGUGUUUUGUUAGUGUAUGCAGUGUGUUGUGUUAGUGUAUGCAGUGUGUGUGUGUGUUGUGUUAGUGUAUGCAGUGUGUUGUGUUAGUGUAUGCAGUGUGUUGUGUUAGUGUAUGCAGUGUGUGUGUGUGUGUGUGUGUGUGUGUGUGUGUGUAAAUGUGUGAUCUGGGGGGGAGGGGGAGGAAGGGGCAUUUUAACAUUAAUUUUUUAUUAAUUUAAUUAAAUGUUUCUCUCCCCUCCCUGCUUACUUAUUUCCAGGGAGGGGGGAGAUUACAUCCCUGGUGGUCCGGGCUCCCUGUUACCGCAGAGGGGGCCCAGGCAGCACACAGCUUCUCCUCUAUUCUAAUAACUCUUGCGAGACCUGGUUACCAUGGCAACGCUCCGCGGGUCUCGCAAGAGUUAUGAGAAGAGAGAGGAGAGGAGAAGCUGUGUGCUGCCUGGGCCCCCUCUGCGGUAACAGGGAGCCGGGGGCCCGCGGCUGCCCACAUAGAUAGCGAUAUUCGCUAUCUAUGUGUUCAGAGAAAGAAAGUGGGGCCCAGGCCCCCCAGGGCCGCCGAGCCCGUGACAACAGUUGUCACCCCCUGAUGGCGGCUCUGUGUGUAUGUAUGUAUGUAUAUGUAUGUAUGUGUGUAUAUAUAUAAUAUUCGCCACGAAGAAAGGCACACGCUGGGCUUUUUGAAGAAAAGUAUGUCUUUAUUCAUAACUCACGGGUUACAGCAAAUCGACGUUUCAGUCCAUCAUAGGACUUUCAUCAUAUUUUUUAUAUAUAUAUUUUCUCUCUAUCCAAAGUCUCCUUGCACACAGGCUAAAAGAUAUGAAAUAUUACCGGGUGCUGGGCCUGGUCAUACAGACAUGUAGAGUGGAAGGAGUUGGUCCGCAAUCUUGGUGUUAUAAAAUAUAACUUUUAUUAAUUUACAUUAAAAUAUGCAAAGUUCGUCAACAUUUCAGUCCCGGUUUGGGACUUUCCUCAGGACAGCAUCUGUCAGCAUGCUAUCCUGCAUGUAUAUGUGUGUAUGUAUAUAUAUGUGUGUGUGUAUAUGUAUGUAUCUCUAACGGUUACUCUAAGGGUCAUACCCACUAUAGUCUGCUAUAUGUGUGUGUGUGUGUGUGUGUGUAUGUGUGUGUGUGUGUAUAUAUAUAUAUUUAUUGCCCAAAAGGGAAUUAUACAUUUUAAAAAAAUAAUAAUUUAAAAAGAAUUAUAGUAACCAUUUAACUCCCUUUUAGUGAAUAAUUGAGCUUAUCUUUCUUUUUGAUGAUUGAGAUAUACCAGCAUUUUAAUAUUACUUGUGGGGAAAAAAAGACCAAAUAGAUACAUUUAUUAAAGGGACACUCCAGGCACCCAGACCACUUCUGCCCAUUGGAGUGGUCUGGGUGCCAACGCCCACUACUCUUAACCAUGCAAGUGUAAUUAUUGCAGUUUUUUAUAAACUGCAAUAAUUACCUUGCAGGGUUGACUCCACCUCUGGUGGCUGUCUACUAGACAGCCAAUAGAGGGCACUUACUCCUUCAUAGCACAGAAAACCUGUGCUAGAGCGUCGCUGGACAUCCUCACGCUGUGUGAGUACCUCCAGCGUCGCUCAAUUCCCCAUAGGAAAGCAUUGAAAAGCAUUUUCAAUGCUUUCCUAUGGGGAACUCUAAUGCAUGCGCAUUAGGUCUCCCCGGCCGGUGGGCGGGAUCAGCCCCUGGUAAGUUACUGAAGGGGUUUUCACCCUUUCAGCAACCGGGGAUUGGGGGAUGGGAGAGAGAGGGGACCUGCAGUGUCAGUAAAACUGAUUGUUUUCCUGGCACUGGAGUUUCCCUUUAAUAAAAUCUCCUGACAUAAAACCAACCAUGUUUUCACAAGGUCCUUGGUUAACUCCACCAGCACUGAACAUCAAGUGUCUUCCCUCUUGUUCAACUGGUUUGCCAUUUGUGCAGUUUGAUUUGGUUGUGUGAUUGGUGGUUUGGUGUGCUGUGUUAUGGGGAGUGGAAACUGUGUUUUGCUGCAGUUAAAAUGUUGUUGCAGUUAGUGACUAAUCACACAGAAGUUAUGAUAGAAGUCUGUUAUGAUAGAAAAAGUUGCUAUUUUUCUUCCCCAAUAUAUUUGCCUACAUUUUUUAAGUAAUGUGUUCAGACAUAUUAUGUGUUUAUCUAAAGAGAAUUGUGUGAUUUAUAGCCGGUUUAUUGCAGAACUGUAAUGAUACGACAAACACACACACACACACAAUUUUGAAGCUCAGAGAAUGUAGUAGUUUUAUUUUUUAUUUUUAGAACACCUCAACCAAUCAAAAAUUACAGUGUAUACAAUCAUACACUGCAUAAGACCGUCACAACGUCAAGGUACCCCAAUCUUGGUCUUUCCUAGCAACUGAAUGCCUGCUCUGAGAUUAUCCCACCUACUUUGGAAAUCCUUCCCUGUGGGACUCUCUGCAGUGCAAGGUUACAUAGGGCCCUGGCACAAAGGCACCUGUGACAACGAUUUUAAUUUUUUUUGUAGAUAAUCCUAAUUACAAAUAGAAAAGUGAUGCUGUUUUCAUUGUGCGAAGAAAAAAAAAUGGGCUACAUUUUAAAUUAUUAGAAGAAUUGGUGAACUAUAGCAAUCUAAAUUGAAAUUUGUUUAGUGCUUUCUUGUCUGACUUUCAUGAUCUGUGAUGUUGAACAAUAUUUGCAGUGUUAUUGCCCCCAAGUGGCUAAUGUAGUUAAUGCAAGGAAUCCCAUUCACAGUGUUAGAGUGUAGCCUUUCUGUUUCUUCACUUGUCAUUUACUACUAAUUUCAGAGGAUGUUGUAAGAUCCUCAACGUGGAAGGUUUAUACAAGUCUACACAUAUGUCAUAAAUGCUCAAUGACUUUUAUCAAACCAUUAUGUGUGAAUUGGAAUUUGGAAAGUACGUCACUGACUAGAUGGGUCUUAUCUCCUGAAAUUUUUUUUUUUUUUUUACCAUGCUGGUAGCUCAGCUGUGUGUUUUAAUUGGUGCCUCCGCUUCUAGAACCACCAUGAUUGUAGAUGGUCACUGUGCUACGUCUGCUAGAAAUAUUUAUGAGAUCAGCUCCAGUAAAACUAUUUAUUAGCAAAAUGAUAUAAAGGUAGAAGAAUGUGGCCUUGCGGCGCGGAACGCGGGACAGGAACCUCUGUUUCCUGUACCCGGCCGCCGGCGGACUGACAGGAAGUGCUCACUUUAAGUCAGGCGGCCGGGUACAGGAAACAGAGGUAGGGGAGGGGGGUAGGCAAGGACUACAGGGGGAGGGGGGAGGCAAGGACCACAGGGAGGGGGGGGCAAGGACCACGAGGGGAGGGGGUAGGCAAGGACCACAAGGGGAGGGAGGGGGUAGGCAAGGACCACAGAGGGAGGGAGGGGGGUAGGCAAGGACCACAGGGUGAGGGAGGGGCGGGGCGACCACAGGGUGAGGGGAGGGGGGGAGGCAGGACCACAGGAGGGGAGGGGGGGUAGGCAAGGACCACGGGGAAGGUAGGACCACAGGGGGGGGAGGUAAGGACCACCAGGAGAGGGGAGGGGGGUAGGCAAGGAUCACAGGGGGAGGGGAAGGGAGGAGGGAGGUAAGGACCACCAGGGAAGCGGUGGUAAGGACCACCAGGGAAGGGGGGUAUGGAACACAAGGGGAUUGGAGGGGGGUAGGUAAGGACCACAGGGGGAGGGGGGGGAGGGAAGGACCACCAGGGGAGGGGGGUAAGGACCGGGGGAGGUAGUGACGCACCACAGGGGAGGGGAGGUAAGGACCAACAGGAGGUGGGUAAGGACCGAGGGAGAGGUAAUGACCACCGGGGAGGAAGGGGGGGAGUAAGGACCACUGGGGAGGAAGGGGGGAGUAAGAACCACUGGAGGAAGAGAGGGGGGAGAAGGACCACUGGGGAGGGGGUGGGGGAGCAAGGACCACUGAGGAGGAGGGGAGGUCCUCUAAGGGGGUUUGGGAGAGGGAGGACCACUAAGGGGGAAAGGACCACCAAAGGGGAUAAGUAGGGAGUGACCACUAAGGAGAUGGGAGGAGAGUAAGGACCACUAAGAGGGGGGGAAGAGAGAGGAUAAUGACCACUGGGGGGGGAGGAGGGGAAUGUCUACUAAGGGGGUUGGGAGAGGGAGGACCACUAAGGGGAGGGAUGGAGGACCACUAAAGGGGAAAGGGGGGAGUGAGAAGAGCACCAAGGGGUGACUACAGGGGGCCAAGGGAGAGCACUAAGGGACAGGAGGGAAGGGGAAAUCAAUAAUUGACAGGAGGGUGAGCACUAUGCAAAAAAUUAAAAAAAUAAAGAGCUGCUCCCCUCUGUCCCUAUCCUACCCCACAAACCCUCUCUUUUACACUACACACAUACACAAUGCACCCCCCCCCACACACACACACACACACAGAAACAUACAAUGCAUUCCUACUCACACACAGACACACCCGAAACACACAAUGCAUCCCUUACGUUCACACAAACUCCUUCUCUUACACACAGAAACAAAAUGCAUCUCUUACACAAUCAAUGCACCCCUUACAGACACACACUGCAUUCAAUUAAAUACACAGAAACACACCUUGCACCCCUUACACACAAACACACCCAGAAACAUACAAUGCAUUCCUUACACGCAAACACACACUACAUCCCUUACAGAAAUUGGUAUCCCUAUACACUACAUUCUAUAAGAACACACACAUGUUGCAUCCUCUACAAUAACACAUAAAACAUCCCCUACACACAUACACUCCACUUCCUGUGAGAGAACUCACGGGUGGGCCAUGUAGGUGGAUUUAUGGGUGGGCAUUGUAGGCAUACUCACGGUCAAGCCCUGGGGGCCCAGACCUUGAGCUGUGUAAGGGGCCCUAAAAAAUGGAGCUGCUUCCUGUUCGUUAAUUGUUGUGAGCACUGUUAAAAACAGUCUCCAGAGAGCCUCUUCUACACCAGACCUGUGGAGCCAGACAGAGCCCAUCAUCAGCCUCUUGUCCUCAUCUGGUGGUAAGUAGGCAAUCUAAUAUAUUAUUAGUGGCACUAAUCUCUAAUUGACCGCACAUUAAAUGGAUAAUAUAGUCACCAGAAGCACUACAGCAUAAUGUAGUGGUUCUGGUGUCUAUAGCCUGUGCCUGUAGGCUUUUUAAUGUAAGCACACUGUCUUUUCAGAUAAAAGACACUUUGUGAAGACUGGCGUUGGCCCAUAUGGCAGAGCAUAUGGGCGGGGCAUUGUGAUGUCACAUGGUGGGCAGGAAAUAUGGGGGGGGGGGCGGCAAAAAUUUUAAAGUGUACACCAUAAACAUGGAUAAAUAGAUGCAUGUCUUUUAACUUAGUCUCCGUAUUGUUACCUAGAUCAAUUAUGUUUUGAUAACCAUCAAGAAAAUGUUACAAUUGGCUCCCCUGUUUAAACUAUAAUAUUUACGUUGCCAGCUGCCUAGGCUGUUGUUCAGUGUUGUGUUUUUAAUAGAUCAUCCCUAUGUGUGUCUGUUUUGCAAGGUGUUGAUUUGCUGUUUUGAAGUGGAAAUUACUAAGCAUGUGGCGAAUGCCUGCUCUAUGGGUGCAUUGCAAGACGCUGGUCUUAACAGAUUCCGUUUCACUCAAGGCAAAGUUUAAAAAAAGGCCAGCAGUCCGAUUGCAUGGGUAAUCCAGUGUAUGCCUAUUUUCACAACUUCCAAAACCUCAAGAGGAAGCGCUUGCAGUUACGCUUCUGAGUUAUGAGAAGAAACGAAAAAUAUAUAUAAUUCUGUGCUGGGUGAAUAGGAAGGAAGUCUUAUUACACAUUUUGCCAAGUAGUUGCAAAACCAUUUGCACUGAGAAACUUCGGUCUGAUGAGCCUCUGCAUUCAUUAAAUGCAGUGUUAGUUUUAGCAACGGUAUGGGGUGAACAUUUUCUAAAGAAAAACCUUGGGGAGCUGUCAGAACAUCAAAUCCAUCUUUUAACCAUGGACCAAUUGAUAAAAAAAGGGAGAAGGACCCGUCCAAAACAUUUGGUGAGUAGGACCUCGAGGAGAGCAAGGAAAGGCACACCAAGCAGGUGAAAAACUACAGCUACUAUUCAUGUUCUUUCUAACUGAACAGCCAACAUUGGUUUCCAUUCCAUGAGCCUUGUUCAGUAGACAGAAAGAUGAUUGAGAUAUACCAGCAUUUUAAUAUUACUUGUGGGAAAAAAAGACCAAAUAUAUACAUUUAUUAAAGGGACACUCCAGGCACCCAGACCACUUCUGCCCAUUGGAGUGGUCUGGGUGCCAACUCCCACUACUCUUAACCACUACCCACUACUCUGAUUUUAACUUUUUCAGUGACAUUGAAACUCAGCAGUUAAGGCGUUUGUGAGUUAAUUCAUAUCGGGUGAGAUUUAUCAAAGCAAAAAAGAUGCUAUUCUCAAAAUGUUUCAUUUAAGUGUGAGCUGAAGGAUUUCGAAGUGAAUUAAAAGUACAUUUCAGUCUUUAGUCUAAGCUAGCUGAACAUUACGGGAGUUUCUUAGAUAUGUCUUUUGUGGCCUAAAAUUUUAAAUUCACUUUGAAUUUCUUGGCACUUUAGAGACUAAGUAGCAAGUGUUAAAUGUUGAGAAAGGUUCUGUUGGUUUCCAUGGUGAUUGCUCCAUAUUUAGCACCUCGAUCCUGAAUAGCACUUGUUUUUGCCUUGAUGAAUUUUUUCCCAAUUUAUUUUUAAAAGUGAAUUUUCUUUUAGGUGCUUUUAGUACCAAAAAACUGUGGGUCCAAGUCAUAACGGAAUGUAAUGUCUUACUUCUGAAUUAAUAGACCAACGUUUUUUCACUAAACCCAGAAUUUGAAGAAAUUGCUAAUUUUAAGCCAGAAUAGAAAUAUUUUGGCUUAAAAUUUGUAUUUCCUUUGUCCGUUCUCUGUGUAUCAACUGCCAGAUAACAAUUGUGUUAGGGAUAUUCACGGAGUGUGAAUUGUCUGAAAUAUAAAGUGAAUUCAAAGGGAAUUUAUAGCUAAAUAGUUUAAAAUUCUCCAUGUUUUCAGUGGUUAUUUUGGUCUAUCAUUUUUAAAUUCACUUUGAAUUCCUGGCAAUUUCCACUUUAGGGAAUAAUUCUGUCUGCGGCCUAUAUUUCUAGAAUUAAUUUAUUAAUGAAAGGUUUACAUCCAUCAGAGAAUUGGAAAUUAAUAAAAUGUGCUGGUGCCUAUGUUGUUCUUGAUCUAUAGCUGAUAAGUCUUACCUCAUCCUAGUAAAUGGAGUGGCGUGAGUCACCCAUAGACCAUGAAAAGUCUUGUAUAGUAAAUAAUAUAAAACAAAACGAAACUGGGGGCAGGAAUCUCCACUGAACUACAUUAACCCUAUUUUAUUUCUCAUCGGUGUGAACUUAAAAUCUGCAUUGGCAAUAAAGGGACUUUCAAGUGUAGCUAAACCGGUUUUGCUAGUCUUUCGAGUGCUCUUUCAAAUGUUUCAGUGAGUCGGACAAAGGACACUGAACCAUCAAGUUUAAUUUUACCAAGAUAAAAACCCCUUUGUAUUCCAGAAAAACAAAAAAAAACAAAGGCCCACAUUAAAAUAUCCUCAAUAAAAGGAAAAGACCUAAGAGACAACAUGGAGAUACUUCUCCACAUAAAUCUUAAAAAGAGAGUUUAAAAGGCGCUCUGUCACUUAAAAAUUAAAUAUAAAAGGCAUUUUGGCCACUGAUAUACCGGACACUAGUUUUCCCAUUUGAUGUUCAUUUUUUGGUGCUGUUUCACAUGCAACUGGUCCCCAUUAGAUACAUUUUCCGUAAGAGAUCCAGCGUUUCACAUUGUGGGGGAAAGCCGUCUAGAAGCCAUGAGAGCACAGCAUCAAUCAGUGUGUGAUACAUUUAUACUACAUCUUCCUCCGAUUUAUGUUUAAUGGUCUCAUGCCUGGGCCUGCAUGCCAACUGGAUCUAUUUUUUUUAAUUUUUUUUCGUGGAACUCUCAUCUUAACUACCACGAUCACCCACAGUUUGUGCCUUUGGGUUUAUGUUGGUACUGGGACUUUGCUGCAAACCCAAGUGCACAGAGAGAUUGACUAGGCCAGGCUGGAUUGCUUACUGUAAUAUUUGGACUCUAUCUAGGAGUCAAAGUUGGAAGCACCACAACGCCAGAUAUUUCUGAUGAAAUUUACCAAGACUGAACCGGAAUCUGACUGCCUGAAUACAGAAUAGAGCUAAGACUGGAAGCCCUCACAGACAUUUCAAUUUGACCGGAUUAUUGAGAAUGGCCUUGAACACUGAGAGGUCGUACAUGAUCAAUUAUAUGAUUAGGUUGAACUUGGUAAUAGAAAUAUUCUAGAACACUAUAAUAGACAGGACUUGUCAGAACUUGACUGGAAAUGGAUACAUCUAUGGAAAUCAUGCAGUACAAUCUUAGAAGAUGAAAUUAUUGCAUGCCACUGAAACUCUAUAGUGCAUGCUUUUUAUAGAGGGCUCCUACCUGGUCUUCAAAGACCCAGCUGAGAAAAGUCUCCUAGUACUUGUGGAGCCCAAACUGCUGGACUCUUGAAGUAGACCAGUGAUGUGACCUUUGCAACAGUACUGGAGGUUUCAAGAGAUCCAUGUAAGGAUCUGGAUUGACAAUGGUCUUCCAUUAGGUACCAGCAUUAAAUGAAUCCAUACAAAUUGCUUUAAUUUAAAAAUAAAAUGUUUUAUUUAUUAACUGUGAUCCUAUCUUCAGCACUGGAAGGCGGGCGCAUAUAUGGCAGUUUCUCAGACAACCAUAGGUUGGAAUUGUAACUCAAGUGAAAAUACACAGAUGUGUGUUGUGUAGAAUUUAGCAUAUAUUCUAAUGUACAGUUUAAUACAAUUGAAGAAUGGGUUGCCAAGGUAAUAUUCUCCCUUUCCUUGGGCGUGCCCCCAGUCAGGAUUGGUAGGGUAGAGAAUCGUAUUGCUCCCUUCACACACUUCAUCCCCUAUAUACAAGGCAUGCCUUAUACACAUUCUGGAUCCCCACACACAUACUGCAUCACUUACACACACUACAUCCCCUAUACACACACUCUGGAUCCCCUACAAACACACAAACAAACUAGAUCCCCUGUACACCAAUACACACUGCACCCCAUAAACCUACACCACCUACAGCCACUACACACACUACAUCCCUUAUACACACACACACACACUAAAGCACCUAUAUACACACACACUCUCACUCUUUACAGCACCUAGACACAGAUACUACAACCUCUGACUACAUAUAUUACACCACAAACACAACACAACUAAAACUGACCGAUUUACACAAAGCCCAACACCACAAACAACUCACUCUGCAUUAAUGCAAUCCCACAUGCAGCCUCCAAAUGCAUUUACAAUGCUCUUUCCUGGCCCUUUUGUCCUUUGAUAUUCCACUUAUGGAAACACCAGAGACAAGUCACAAGCAAAGGCAGCGCAUGCAUGUUAAGUUGCUUGCGCUGUGCAGAACAAACACAAAGCCUUUUUCUCAUGUGGGCGGUCUCUGCGCAUGAUCUGCCCUUUAAGAGCAUGGAACCAACAUGCUCACUUUGGGGAACAUGCAUGUAAUUGGCAUGUAAUGCCCAUGCCGGAUAUUUUUAAAAGUCCGGUCCUGGUAAAAGGGUCCACUGCCUAUGGGUCAAACAGCACAUGGACUUAAUUUAUUAGUUAUAGGGCACAGAGGGACUGCGUGCAAGGUAAGUAUCUACUGGCCUUUUGUUCUUUCCUUCAAGGCUCUGUGGCAAACAUUUAUUUCCAGAGCUAAUUGACGUCUGCGAUUGUCUCCAUUUAUUUGUAUGAACUGAAAUUCCGUGUUCGAUAACUGACGUGACCGGUUACAAGCUGUGACUUAUGACUAUAAAUCUCCCCACGUCUUUCCUUAUCACAUAACCGAUGUAGAUAUAAUGCCGUUUUAUAAUACACAAACACUUCCUAGACAUGCAACAAGAUUCAUCUAAAGACAUUUGCUAAAAAUUAACCCUUUUCACAUCAACAACUUGCUAUAUUUUUUAAUAACAUUAUAUAUAAGCUUCUGUUGUACUCUGUUUCUGUAGCAAACCCAAGCUGUAUCUUAGCUCUGUCUCUGAAUUGUGCUGCUGUUCCACCUCUUGAAAUCGAUGAUGGUGGAGAUUGCACAGUACAGAGAAUAUUAUAAAUCUCACUCCUGUAUAAUAAACAAGCCGUUAAAUACUCAUAGGUCUAUAAUUCCACCCUUCCAAAUUAGGGUAUUAUUAUUAUUAUUAUUAUUAUUAUUAUUAUUAUUAUUCCUCCAUGCUUGGUGCAAUUUUAAUGCACAGCCCCUUAUACAAAUUUGUGAGGCUACUGGGCUUUUGAAGUGGAUAUAUAUACUCAGCACAUCCAAGAUAUGCUUGUGUACCUCUGCUUUGCAAUAUGCUAUAUUGUAAUUACAGAUCAUUCUAAUUGAAGUGCACACAUAUUAACCCCUUAAGGACCAAUGAUAGAAUUCUUCCCUCAUUACAAACAGGUAUUUGAAAUAUAUCAAAAUGUAAUGUUCCACUCCUUUUAAUAAACACAGGGCUUGUACAGAUUCAAAUAGAAAAUAAAUUGGGCAGUCCAUACUGGCAUAGGGCAUAUUGUGAAUUUUAAAGGGCUAACAACUUUAACUUGUUUUGUUUGGUGUUCCAAUGAAGCUAGUUAUGAAUUAUUUAUUUUUAUUUUUUCCUGUGAAUUCCUUACUUUUUUUUAUUAUUUCUGAUGAUCCUAUGUUUUUUUUUUUUUCUUCAAAACCUUUUACUUGCUAAGUGUGUACAUAGGUGACUUGACAUUAUAAAUAUAAUAGGCUUAUCAUGCAUGUUUAUUUAAACUUAUAUAAAUGUAGGUGUGUUGGUAUAGUGGUGUAUCGAUAAACUUUUGUAAAGAAAUUGUAUAGAUUAUAUGUCUCUCUCAAGCAGUAUUUGACAUUUCGAUGCAGAUUUUCAUCAUGGUUAGGCUUUGUGUUCAGAAAAUUAUUUUGUGUGCACACAAUCAUGUGCGUGUUUCUUGAAUAUUAACCUGAAAGUAGGCAAUAGGACAAGUAAAAAUUACUUCAUUAUUCUUUGGUGAAGUCAAUAGAAGGCUCCAAAUCACAACUCCACUAAUUGGCAAUUUGUUACUGGUGGUAAAAUAUAUGUAUAUCUGUAGACAAAAAUGAGAUUUAAAAAAUAAGUUAAAAAUUAUAUAUAAUUACAGUACUAAAAGUACUAUUGGCAUUGUUCAGCUCUGUGAAAUAUGGCAAAAUUCCAUAUUGAGUUUUUUAAAUAAGGCAGACAAAAAGAAAAUCUCCAGGCACUUGAGGUGUAAAAUCCGCAGGCAGAUUUAAUGGAACAAAAACCAGCAGCAACGUUUCGACCUGCUAGGAGGUCUUUGUCAAGCUUAGCAGGUCGAAACGUUGCUGCUCUUUUUUGUUCCAUGAAAUCUGCCUGCGGCUUAAACACCUUGAGUGCCUGGAGAUUUUCUUUUUGUCUGCCUGAUCGUUGUGGGAUUUCUGGUCCUGCUCCAGUGCACUGUGUGUCUGCUGGGAUUGAGUGCAGCUCCUAUUAUAGCUAUAAUGUUGCUGUUGUGAGCUGUAUAAUAUGUACUAAUGCAAUAUAUAUAGGGUUGUUCAAAGUGUCUUGAAUUGAAAGUGAAUUUCAAAUCUUAGGAUAAAAUAAUAGAAUUGAAAACCGUCAAUUUGGCAACUUUAUCCAAUUCAGCUGCAUACCUCUCAACAUUCCUUAUGGACAUCGAGGAACAUUUUAAUUUUAGAGGUGUUAUUGGGGAUGUGGCCAGGGGUGAGCCUGUUCUGAGAGGUCUAAGGUGACCUCUUAAUAAGAAUUUAUAAAUAUAUGGAAGAGAAACAAUGUAUCUUACACCUACCAUAAUUUGUAUGCGGCGAAUCACGAUGGGGCUGGCCCCAGCCAUCAGGGCCAUGCAGGGAGAGCCUGCUGCACGGCUUAAUGAUGCACUUGUGCUGUGUUGCCUGGGGACAGUUCUCUCCAGAUGCAGGACACCAGGGAACUAAAGCAGGAGGAGAACCUGAAAUCGGGGAAAUGAGCAUUGCUGUGACUUUCAAGUUUUAAGUAGUUUUGAUAACCUUUGGGGGUCUUUGCAUAUUUUGUAAAGACCCCAAUGAUGACUUCACCACUUGGUGUGUAGUGGCCCGGGGUACAUAGGAAUGAAGGUAUUAUCUACCUGAAACUUUCUCUCGCAGCUGCCACCAUCUCCAUCUGGGGAAUACACUUCAGCUAUUGGGUCUUUAUAGUGCUAUGAUUGUUGGGGACAGUUCCCUGGUGGGAAAAAGACAGGAAGGUGGGAAAAGUCCUAAAAAUCAGGACUGACCAGUCAACAUUGGACAUUUAGGCGGCUUGGCUUUAUCUGCCAGGAGUUCAUGUUCGUGCUGUCCUUUUGUGCAUGUGCGAGAAUGCAACACUGAUGUUUAUGGAGGAACUCACAAGACAGAGGGACCAUGCCUUUUUCCUCACAGCAGUCACUUCAAUUUUUUGACAAGUGCUGGAAAAAUUGAAAAGAGAUGCCUUAAUUGACGUGGAGCUCUGCUAUACACUCACACAUCAACAAUAAGGAACCUCUUAGAAACAAAGGCCGUGGGAUCUGGUCCCAAAAUAGACUGUUUCUUCUAUAUAGGAAUGCAAUGCAACUAUUUCGGCCUAACAUGUUUAACAUACAUUACAAUUGUAGAUGUGUCAAUUGAUGGUUUAUUAUUUUCUUUUUAUUGACAUUUUGUGUAUUCAAUUAGAAUUGCCUUUUGUGUAAUAAAUGAAUGGGCCAUAUGCAGAAUACUGAAAAACACAUUUAUAGCUAUAGGGGCACCACACAUGAAAAUAAGCUGCAAACACUUACUCGUGCGGAAACCAACUUAUCAUCAAUAUCUAUACAAAAAAAUGGAAUAAGAUAGCAAGUUGUGCUAAGACUGCCUUAACCUCUUAAGGACACAUGACAUGUGUGACAUGUCAUGAUUCCCUUUUAUUCCAGAAGUUUGGUCCUUAAUGGGUUAAAGCCAAUAUACAACCUACAAAACAUCGGAAAAGACUAACUCUCUUCCUCUGUUUUGUGGACUGUGUUUAUUAUUUUAUUUCUUUUAAGUUCCGCACAUCUUGCUCUUAUGUAUAACUCUAGCUAUUAUUUGAAUUCGCUCCCACAGUCCUUGGCCAAGAGUAGUGGGAGUUGUAAACGAGCGUUGAAUGCCCACACUCAGGAAGCUCUAAUCUACAUGGCAAGGUUAUACAGCAAUGGAAUACAACACCUUGCAAAUUCCCUGCAACUCGAUCUUGAAUUAGUAAUUGAAUUAGGAUUAAUUUUAACUCCUUGGAGAAUCCCUUUCACUAUAACCGCCUCGACUGUAGGACGGUUUCUUGAGUGGUUUUCCAUAAACAAGUUUAACUUCCUUAACGUUGGUCAGCUGCUGUGUGACUGGUACAAGGUCCGCCUGCAGACACAGUGAGCAAAUACUGACAAUCCUUACUGGAAAAUCUCUGCCUGUCUGCAGGUGUUUACAUUCAAAGUGCACAGCAAUAAAUACUGAGAGCCGCCAUGCCGUCGGCUGGCUGUCUGUUUCAGUGUGUCUGUGGGUCCUCAUUACCAGGCAAACAGGUAUGGUAAAGGGGAGGUGGGGUGUUGCGAGGUUGUAAACAAUUGUGGUCUCACAGUAAAUUAAGGCAAAACUCUCAGAUUAAUAAUAAUUUAGCUUGGAUGCUGAGUCAGUGAGGUUGAUACUACCAGAGGAUAUUUGUUGGUUCUGUUAUUAAAAGUAGUUAUGGUAGCCCAUUAGCUGGGGAGAGUGUUUUGUGAAGUAUAUAUCUGGCAACUUGGAGGCUGCUUCUGAUUGGUGAUGUUCUACUAUUUAUUUUUUAACAUUCUAAUGGUUUGUGUUGUGCACAUCUACCAAAGCUAAAUAUUUUUUAGAUAUGAAUCCAAAGCUUACAUUGUACUUGGCUGAUGCUGAAAAAGGCAUGAGGUCUGGACACUAAUCUUUUGGAGGUGUUCCUCACCUACACUAAAUAGCUGUGUGUUUCAAUGGCGGGAUAUGCUGUUAUCCACAUUGUGUUCUUUGUAGAGACUGACACGGUGGUAGUCCUGGAUGUUAACUUGCAUCCUUUGAAUUUAUGUAUGAAAGCAGCAGUUCUUAAUACAAAAUGUAGUUGGAACUAGCAUAUUAUAUUAAUUAGGCCCCAGGCAACUGUUCAUAAUAUAUCAUGCUGCAGUAUUUCUCCCACCCCCCCACUGCAUGGUGGAAUGGUUUCUGUAAUGCGAUGAGUCUAAUGAAAAUGUUUGGUAGAAUAUAUUGUUACAUUAUUUUGUAUAUUAUUAUGUUAUAGUUGAAGAAUGCAUCUGAAUCCAAUUUUGGAGUUUAACGGGCUAUUCCACUCCCCAUAACCAGUACAGCCAGUUUCCUGGUAUGGUUUGCCCUCUUACCCGGUCCUGCCAGACGCUGCGUCUCCUGUAUGACCGGCUGCGAUAUUGCAUCCGGUUUCUGCAGAUCUGGUUUCCAAUCUUGCCGACCAUUCAUUGGCUGAGAGCAUCAGCCAAUGUUUGCAAUUCUGUGCAUAGAAAUAUAUGCACAUAAUUGACAUUAGGCAGCCCAUAAAUCUAUUUCUGGACUGGAUGAUGAUGCCUAAGUGACGUUGCCAGAGGCGGAGUUACAUCUCCAGCAGCAAAGGAGUUAAACUCCGUAUGAGCAGUGUUUUAUACCGAAGUGCUGCACAUAGACUCAAGGUACCCUCACCGUUUCAAAUCACUUAUCUGGUCGUGGUGCUUGGAGUAACUCUUUAAGAAUAGGUUGCUAGACUAAAACAAAGCUACAUACAUAAUUUUGGGUCACUAGUAAAUGGUUAAGAACCUUGUAUUUGCAUUAGUCAAAGGACCACUGUCUGUCUUUUGCUGGGCAGACUCCACGUUUGCACGUACAUAUUACAGUUUACAUGUCACCAAUGUCCAAACCUUUUCUAGUUUAUGCAGAGAUUUAAUUACAUGACUAUAUAUAAUAUAUAUACACAUACCCAACACCUCUUCCCCAUAAAACUUUUAAAAAGGGUUUGAACUUACCUUAAAACCGCUCUGGGCAAAGCUUCCAGAGCUGAUCAUUCACACCAUGCCCUGACAUCACAGGGAACCUUGCGCAGUCCAGUUACAGGCUUCUCUAUGAGAAUCGUAUGAAAGUAUGGAGUGGAGAGCUUGAGUGAAUGAAUGGGGAAGAUUUUUACAUAUGUCAGCAGUGUGCAGUUUGCACUCAUGACAGAUUAAAAAUAUGCAGAGAGUUGUCCUAGGCAGCUUUGGCAAAACUAGAUCUAGCACACAAUUAACACUAUCUCAGUAUGUACAGUGGAUCAAGCUGAAACACUACAUAUACAUACCCCGGCCACCAUGACCUCUUCAAAUCACUGAUGUUGGCAUGGUGGUUGGAGCAACCCUUUAGUUAUCUUCUUACAUUUUUUCAUUAUAUCUUUUCAGUUGUGUUCGUGACUAUAGUCCACCUUUAGAUCUGUCACGUAUAAACAUUUGUAAUUGGGAGGCAGUUUUUUGGGGAGCGUAGAGAAGCAUUCGCCCCAAUUGGACAUGUACUUUUUUUUUUUUUUUGCAUGAGCAUGAAGAGUACAAACAUGCGGGUAAUGCCACAACAGCAGAUACCGGCAACAUAUGGCUAACCUGUAUACGGCAUAAGUUGAAACUGCACAAUUUUGUUAUAACAUUCAAGUUUGUCAAAAGGCUAUACUGUUGGCAUGUCGGCAGGUAAGCAACAUCUAACAUAAGAUUUACGCUAUUACAGCGUGGAUACUGACAUUCUGGUGAAAUGUUGCACAUUUACAUUUUUAAAUGCAGGCUUAUAUUGUCUGGCAUGUCACAGCUUUAAAGGGUUUGGGUGCAUGGGUAAGGGGACACGCUUGCAUGUAUGCUAGAGUGAGUAAACGUAAGACUUUAGCAAUAGUUGUACCUCCGUGAACAUAGUGUAAAUAGGUUUAGAUAUGUGUAACCUCGGCUACCGAAGCAAGAGACAAAAUUGUUCCAACAUUGGGUUAGUCAGUGAUUGGCAGAGUCGCUAACUGGUGGGACAGAAUGCAGGUAUAGGUGAUCAAAUAGGUGUCGCAGUGCUAGCUGGGUUAACUUUAGUUGGUUUGCAUUGUGUGUGACAGGUGUGUAUGCGUUAGCUUGUCUGGCCUAGGGAGCUUGGUGGUUGGUUAGGUCAUUUUAUAUGUGGCAAAUGAAAAGGGUCCAGCAAUAUGUAAAGGAGCAUGUGCAUAAACUUGCAAGUCUACAUCAUCAGCUUGGGUCAUCAGAGCUUAUGUGUCAUCGUUUAUGUGUCUGGGUAACGUGUUGCGUUGUCUGCCUGUGUUUUGGUGAGUCAUCCUAUUCCUCCAGCGGGGAUCUGUGUCAGUGGCGCCGGGUAAGCACAGGUAUUGGCUAACAGCCAGGAGCAGGCCAGCUCUUCCCUCCAGCUCCGGGCCAAUGACAAGGCCGGCAUUGUAUUCCCACAGACUCGGGAGAUGCUAGAGACCGGGUCCUUCCCUGGUGGGACAGGUCUGGGGCCUUUGGUCCAGAUGGGCUAAUGGGGUGAGUGACGGGCUGUUUUAUCUUGAUAGUGCCAGAGGGCUGUACAGUCCCCCUCCGGGUGUCGCCCCUCUGUUUGCUUUCGGUGCUCCUGAUCUCUCGCUGCUGUGCGGCAGCGUACCGCGCCUCAAUCUGUGCCCAGAAGUUGUUGAUCAGGUUGUUCAGGCGAGUGUUCAGAGGCUCGGUGGCGUCAUAUCGGUGCUCCGGAGGCACACUUUCUUUGCUGGGUUGUGUUUCCGCCAUGUCAUAUUGGCACACGGCCUGCAGGCUUUGUGCGUUGCUGGGAUCUGUGUCAGUUCUUGGAGACCACGGAGGUAUGAACGUCAGAGCUAUUUGGACCUGGAUAACCCCCGCCGUUCCUGUGGAGGGUGGGGGGGGAGCCAGGAGUCGUGGAGGCUGUUUGUUUUGAUGGGCUGGGAGAGCGGCCAUCUCUCACCUGCCCUGCGUGUUGUAGGCCCCAAGCCUCAGGUCAGACUUUCCAGCGGGCAUAUCAGGCAUGCAAGGUAUCCCCCUGCUUUAGUAUAACAAGAUGAGGUAGGUUGGGGUUCAAUCCAAGGCGAUGCUCCCCUAUUUUCCGUUGAUUAUUAGGCCCAGGCUCAGGAGCUCACAGAUAGUGUCUGGCUAGCUCCACAGUCCUGGACAUGUACUUUUUAAAAAUGUAUUCUGAUUUCUGCCUUUCACUUUAAUUUUACAUUAUUUUAAUCUUGCAUUCUGGUUGACACAGGAGAAUGACAUUCAGAAUUUCCCUUUUAUUUAUCUGUAAACAGUGUUUCAUGCUUCUCUUGUUUAAAUGAUUUGCUGUCAAAACUGUUCAAACAUUGUGUCUACACAAUUAAAUCAAUAGUGCCAUAUAAUUUAUUUUAUUUGUUUUGUUUAUAUUUCAGUUUACAUUUUCUAUUUCAAUAUGUUGGAAUAUAUAAUCAUUUUUAGAGCUAAAUUUAAUUGUUUCCUUGAAAGGCCAUCUUUAUGUUAAAGGAACGCUCCAAGCACCAUAACCACUAAAGCGCACUGUAGCAGUUAUGGUGCCAGCAGUGCCCUGGUGUCCCUCCAUUGUAAGUAGCCAAACCAUUUAUUAAUAGUUUGAUGUCUUAUCUGGGGUCCACUGAGGGUUGCUUCCCACCUUCUCUCAGUGGUCAGCAGUGUUUGAAGUUCCUGAAUGAGGUUUUUCUGUUAGCUCACUUGAGCUAAGCCAUGCCACGCAAGGCCGGCUCCAUGGCAGAGAGCAUCAGAUGGUAGCUCUAAUCCAGUGAGCUAAGCCCUGGACAGCUGGGCUUGGCUUAGACAGGAGUAGGCAACCAUCGGCACUCUUGAUGCUGUGAACUACAUUUCCCAUAAUGCACUUACAGCCGUAAUGCAGGCAAAGCAUCAAGGGAGAUGUAGUCCGUAACAUCUGGAGUACCAAUUGUUGCGCCCCUCACCGGCUUAGGCAGAGAGUUUCUGACUGAGAGGAGGCUGCAGUGGGGGUAGGGAGCGGCACUCAACAGAUCCCAGGUUAGAAGUCAAACCAGUACGGUAGUGGUUUUGGUGCUUGGGUUGUUCAUUUAAAUUACUAUAAGCGUUACCUAGUGUUUCCGGAGAAAAUAUAUUUAGAAAUUUGAAUUAAUUUUAUUUUUUAAGCCAGAAAAAGCAGAAAUCCGAGAUGAGAGUGAAAAUCCUCAGUCCGAGUGCAGCUACGUUAAAACAUUCCCUUAUAUUGUUCAAAUAUACUGGGACUACAUAAUAAAAAUGGGUGCAAAUUGACGUUUUAUUCACUAUCAAAUAUUGGUUCCUUAUCAUGGAGCGUGUACAUUGUAAGUGAAAAGUACUGACAUUUUAAAUGUUUUCAAACAAAAAUGCCUUGGACAAUUUCUUAUAGGAAAGUACUGGGUGUACAUACAGUGCACAUUGAGAUUCCACAGGUCCCUAGGCAGUUUACAUCAUUCACAUAGGGAUAGUUAGUGGAGCCAAGCAGAUUAAACAAAUUCAUAGUUCCGGGGCCCCUGUCUAACACCUAGGCCCCCUCUUGGGGUUGCCUUAUGAAUAAGCCUACUCUGGCUGCAUGGUGAAGUAUUGAUCAGCAACUCCAAGAUGCUGAAGGAUGGUGCCAGUUAUUUGGUGGGGUAUUUUUGGUAAAUUCCUGAGGUGGUUAUUAUUUUUUUUUUUAUAUAACUUUUUUGCCUUCUUUUGUCCCCCCAAAAUGCUCUAAUUUUUAAAUGUACUCCAACCAGCUCACUCAUAUGGGAUUUCCCCAAAUGUAAAACUCUACUUGGAACAAUUUUCAGAACAGAUGUAGGGAAAAAAUCCUUUAUAAACAUUCACUAAAAUUCUACUGAAACGUAAAUGUACGUCCAUUGAAGUAAACAAAUUGCAAAUAUUUUAUUGGAAAAAUGAAUGGCUGGUGGAUACUUUAUUACGGGAAAUCUUACAGGUUUAGCCGUGGGACUAAAAGUCUGUAUUGACAGAUGAAUGUUAAGUCAUAAAAUUUAAAUUAAGGGACAUUGAGAGUCAAGGAUUAUUGGCAAGUAUUCAUCAAGGAAUUGUGUCACAUCUUUCUAUGGAAUAGUCAUUUUCUGAAAACCUUCUUUUUUGUGCUAUGUAAAUGUAUUUAAAUAUUAUUUUCCCUGGUGCACCUUAAAAACACUCUUCACCUUUUGAAAAGGUUCCUACUGAAGACUCGUGGACAAAAGCCCCAUCACAAGAUGAGGAAAAAGCAGACCAUCAAAAAUCACUCUCUCGAAAAAAGUCAUCCGGGAAAAGCAGGUCGCGACCAAGGCCGCUUUCAGACUAUGGUCAAUUGGCCAUCCGUAGCUUUUCUAUCCCAGAAGACUCUGUCCCAAUGGAAACUCCACAGACCGAUAGUGGGAAGUGUAAAUUUCCCCUACGCUGUUUUAGUGAGGAGGAAAAGUUCCGCAAACAUAGCACUGAGUACCAAGGAAAUUAUAGAAGACGACCCAUUUCUGUUAUAGGUGGUGUCAGUUUUUAUGGCACGUCAGAAGAUGGAGAAGCUGGUGAUAUGCUUCAACAAGUAAGAACUUGGAAAGCAUGAAAUCUUCUACAAAAUUAAAUAUCUUCCAACUAUCCUAUAAAUCUCACUUUUAAUUGCAUCUCUUAACCAUGAUCUACCUAUAUUGCAAUCUUCAAAAUUUUAUUCCUCUGAUAAAAUAAUAAUAAACCAUGCAUGUUAUCAAACUAACUCAUAAUUUCUUGCUUUUUCAACUAAUUAUGUUCUCUUUUUGGCACAACGAUCUAUAAAGCAUUAAUUUUGUAUCUUUAUUUUAUGUCUUUUCAAUAUGUAGUUGUUUAAGCAUUAAAGCGACACUGUCAUGGCCGCAUCCAGGUUUUUGUUUUUUUGAACCCCCCUCUCUACUCCACUACAUCUUAUUGUCCCCCUAGUGACCCCCAAAUGCCCCUAAGCCCCCCAUAUUACCUAUUUUUUAAAAUCUUUUAUUUCAUGCCCGGACGUAGAUCCUGGGCGGCGCAAUUUUUGUGUGGGUAGAUGAAGUCCCUGUGGGACACGUUAUCUGCCCACACUAGACAGUACUGUGAAAUUCCCGUGCAUGCCCAGUUAAACACUUGGGCAUUCGCUAUUGUCCGAAAUACAGUCGGGAAUUUCGUCCAUUCAUCAGAAAGGCGAAGGAAUUAAUAGAAAUUCCAGACAAACAAACACUGAAUACAUUGUCAUUUAGGCCCCCCAUCCGUUUCCCAUUGGUGGGGCCCAGGGGGAGGACAAUAGGUCCCCCCAUUGUCUUUUAGGGCCCCCACCCACCUGAGAGUGGGUAAGAAGAGGAAGCAAUUAGGGAAAGGUAAGUUCGGCAUGACAGUGCCGCUUGAAAGAGAUUUGGCUUGACGGUCCCAUUAAAGGAGCCUUCUAGUGUACUAUUGUACUCAUUUUUAUUCAGAUGGAUAUAUUUCUGUUACCAUGCAAAAUUCCAGUAUUAUUUUAGUAAUUUUUUGCAUGUUGCUAAAUAUCGAAUGUAUGCUUGGAUACUCCUACAAAAAAACUAUUUUCCCUUAUAACCCUGUUACAUGAUAGCCAGUAGGACAUGUUUCUGUAAUCUGUUUAAUUAAUAGAUGAUCGGAUUUUUACUUUUAGAAAUAUCAUAAAUCCCAUUUAUUUUUUUAGUCAUUUUAGUCUUGUAACAGGCACCAUAACUAAGAUAUAGAGAAAUGCAGAAAGUGCACGUUUUUAGGAGUGUAUAUAACACAUAAAAUCAACCACUUUACUGUGACCUCAAAGGGUGGCAAUUUCCUUCCUGAUCAUGGAAGAUGAUAAAGUGUGGUGAUUACAAAGUAUAGUUACAAGACUAUGUUCUCUGCUUUGCAAAGUAUUCUUUAACCCAUUAGGAGCCAGUGAGUGUUACUUAAUAUUCUCCCCAUAUUGAUUAUUAAAAGGAAUACAAACUGCCUGUCAGGGAUGAGCCCCCCUAGCUCAUAAAACUGGUCGAUUUUAAAAACAUUUCAACAACCUAAUCUCUAUUGAAGGCCAGAUUAUAUUUUUAAUGUAAAUGAACAGAAUUUGUAGAGAACAAGGUAAAUAUUCAGUAUUUCUUCAGAAGUAGUAAAUCAUUUAGAAUAAUUGCAGGUAAGUAAUGUUUCUAUUUUUCAGAAAAUGAUAUUUUAUCAUUUUAUUUUUUUUUUUCGCGAUAAAUGAUACGACCGUGUCUUAAGGUAUUUGUUUCUGUUUUUCUUUAAAUGUAUUUAUGAUAAAUCAAUUUUUGGGUUCACAUAAAAUAUUUGUUUAGUCCAAUAUUGCAAGUCAUUAACCUAAAAAAUAAAAUAAAAUAAAAAUAACUGUUAGGGUUUGUAGUUUUGUUUUUUCACUGAACUGACAGAGUUCCGUGCUGCCUCAGUCAUAUGUGCCAGGGUUGUAACUAUCCCACGGCACAAAAGAGCAAAUAUUUCUGUUUUGAGCAAGAAACACUGUUUCCUAGUUUCCUACGAAAUGGCCACUUCUAAAAACAGAAGUGGUCAUAGUGGCUAGAGUAACACUUGAAACAUUAUAGAACAGAAUUAGAACGAAUUGGUGUCCUUUAGGCUAGGCUGAACUGGGACAGGAAAUCAGUCCAGGCACAUUUUGUUCCUCUUCAGCCAACCUUCCCCCGACCCCUACAGGUCCGUAUCAUUAUUUCCCAGCUCUGGUUUACUUCUCUACACUCACUCUACUACUUCCAAUGUGUGGGAGCUAUAGAAGUUCCCAUGUUAAUUGACUUCCAGUGCAAAUUGACUUAUUAAAGGCCUGAGCACAAAGCAACACAAGCGGCUAUAAAUCGCAAAUACAGCUUGAGGUAGGGGAGGAAACUGUGUGUUUCAGGUAUAUAAAAUGGGACUCCCAGGUUAUAUACGCCUAUCUGAUUUACAAUGUGAGUGGAGGAGAUCCAUGAUCUCUCUAAUUGCCCCUUGCAGCAUUUGUUGUUCACAUUUAUUUAGCAAGAAUCAGCCUACUCUGCAGCACUUUACAAUUUGAACAAGAAUUCCAAUACAAACUAUUACAAAUGCAAUCCAGAAACAAGAAGUAAUUAAUUCCUCUGCUCAAAUGAGCCUUUAAUUUAGAGGAUAUUUGGUACAUAUUUUUGUACGUACUUCUAGGGGGAUUGUGUAUUCAUGUUAGAGGGGAAUAAACUCUAUAGUUUAAUUUUGCUCUGCAGUGAAGUGUGCUUAAAAUCCAAAAGUAAAUGAAAGUUCUUACAGUGAACUGGGAAAAAAAUUAAAUCUAUAUAAAAUGUGUUAGUAGUGUCUCUCUAUCUGCAAACAUUUUCAAGAGAAAGUGUUGUGUACCUUACCUAUAUGUACUGCGAUACAUCUUGUGUUUUUUGUUUACAAGUUUUUCUGUAUUUUACCCAUAGCCUGUACCACGACCUCCAGUACCGGCUCACAAAGUACCACCAUAUAGAGCAGUGUCUGCCCGCUUACGGCCUUACACCUUCUCUCAGAGCACGCCAAUUGGCCUGGACCGAGUCGGCUGCCAGAGGCAGGCUAGGAUCUCUAACAGUAAGUUCUAAAUUCUGCUUUUUUUCCUGGCAUAAAUCCAAAGAUAAAUGCAAACAAGAUUUGAAUUUUGUGAAGUGCUUAGAGCAUGUUCCAUUACGGUAUAGUUUGUUAGAGCAAAUAAAUAUUAAAUGAUUUUUAUACAGAACAUAAAAGAUCGUAAAGUCUACCCUGUAAACACAUUGCUUCCGAUAAAGGUGCUGUAUAUUCAUAUAUUUCAUAUAUGUUGCACUUUUUUGUGUUUGUGCAUAAUAUGCACUUUUUUGUGUUUCAAACAUUUUAAUUUGAGAGUUUUAGGGGGUAGUUUACACAUACUAGUAUCAUAAAGAUACAAAGUUAUACAAACAAAAUACUGUUUUUCAGAUUCAGAAGAUGCAUAGAAUGUAAUGUAGCAAUAAGGUUUACAUGUAUAAAACAUUUGAAUCCCUACUUGAUAUGUAGUACUAAAGAAUAAUCCCCAUUUCUCUAAUCUACUUCCUUGUCUUUGACUUUGCUGAGCAAUAAUCUGACCUGUUCAAAGUUUGCUUUGUGGUUUGACAGGUGAUAAAACAAAGUGUGAUUUCCAAAGUGGUACAUGGAGUGUAUGGAGUACACAUGCUGAUUGCAUUGUUUCUGUGGAAAAUACCACAUUUAUAGAACGUUGUACCACACUUUAGAUCACUACAUUCUCAUAAAUAUCCCAUUUGCUGCCUCUAAUAAUUUUAAUUUCACAUAUUCUUCUGUUUUCGAUCGUUAAUGGUUAUGUUCUUUAUCUUUGUUCCAGUCUGCUCUUGCAUCAGUCACCGGAUGUAUUAAAACAAGUUUAAUUUGAUAAGUUUAAAAGGGGGACACUCUGGGCACGGGACAACUUAAAGGGACACUAUAGUCACCAGAACAACUACAGCUUAAUGUAGUUGUCCUGGUGAGUAUAAUAGCUCCCUUCAGGCAUUUUCAUGCAAACACUACCUUUUUGUAGAAAAGGCAGUGUUUGCAUUGGCCAUAGUGAUACCUCCAAGUGGCCACUCUUUAGGUGGCCACUAGAGGGGCCUCCAUGCUCAGGGCUGCACAGUACACAGUAAGCAGCCCUGCCGUUCAGCGUCCCCACGCUCUGCAUGGGGAAGCUGAAAUUUUCUCAUAGAGAUGCAUUGAUUUAAUGCAUCUCUAUGAGUAGGUCCUGAUUGACCAAAACAGCAUUUGGCCCCGCCCCAUUGCUGAUUUUAGCCAAUCCAAUGCUUUCCCUAAAAAUCGUCAAUUUUGAUGAUGUCACAAAGGGUGUGGAGCCCGCGCGGUGCUGGAAAUAAGGUGAGGUUUAAACUUUUAUAGGGCGGCUAAGGGGGGCAAGCCACCUAAAUGGUGGGUUUAGCACUAUAGGAUCACGAAUACAUGUUUGUGUUCCUGACCCUAUAGUGAUCCUUUAACUUUAAUGCAUUUGAUAGAUUUUGGCCUCAUUAACGUGCUAUUUUUUAUGAUUUUUGCUACAAAAAAAUAACUGUUUUGCAGUAUGCUGCACCAUAAUUAUGUCUCUUUAUCCACAACCCAUGUUGCCCGAAACACUUGCUUAUAAAAAAGUAUGCACACAAUCUCAGACCCAACAGCACUGAAUGAGCGUUUUUGUUAUUCACAUUCUGGAUGCAGACAGUUAGAGAAACUACCAACAGUUAGUGAUAUCUUUACUAUAAGUCUCUCUGGGUAUCCUCGCCUUUUAAUGCAUUUUGCAGAUCAUUCAGUGCUGUCAGUACUACAGUACUACAUUUGAUAGAGAAGUAUUUUUUUCUAGAGUGAGGGGGUGCGGCUAAAGAGGCAGGUCUUUUUUUUAUUUUCAUUUUUUUUUUUUUUAAGAUUCAGAAUUGUUUUUAAUGCAAAAACUAUAAAGAUAUUAAACAUGCAAAAAAAAAAGCAGCAUAUUAAAGAGCCAAUCAAAUGCUUUCCCAUAGGACUCAUUUUUCGCAGAAGUAUUCUAUCACCUUUCUGUUUAAUUUUUUUUUUUUUGGUCUGUAAUUAAAGUGUGAAACCCCCAGAAUUCAAAAUUAAUUUGUAAUGGAGCUCAUAUAGUAAGCCAAAAUAGCUGACCUGAAAUCACAGUUAAGUUAGAAUAGUUUUCUCAUGUGGCUUUUUGGGACUCUCGUUUUAAUUUAACUUUGAAUUUCUAGCAAUACAAACUUUAGUGAAUAAAGCUGCAAUUAACCUUCCAAACUUUUGUAGUAUGGAGUGUGGCAGUAAUUUUUAUUAAAUUUUUUGCCUUAUUUUGGUAGUGUUUCUGGGUACAUGCAAUUGGAAUUUCAGAGAAAGUGUUGCACGAUUAGCCUGUGGGCUCUGUUUUGAAAGGAUCACAAGUUAUUUCUCACUGUCUGUUAGUAAAAUGUUUCCAAAAUAUAUUUUAUUCUGGUUUAUUUAUCUGACUAUGUCCAAUAACUGAAAUAUAUAGCAGGGUCUUGGUUGUUUUAUUUGCAAUGCUUGUGUUUGGCAGAUCUGCCAAGGCUAACCGGUUAAUGAAUGCACACAAACCCCAUGCUGCUGGACACGAGACCUGUAACUGUGUAUCUUGAGCCAAUCUAACAUCCUGCUGUACAGAACCGGUAUUUCUUUCUGUUGCAAAAUCAUUGAGGAUAAACCAUUUAAAUCCUUUCCAAAAUGCAAAAGUUCUUUUAGAAUUACUUAGGGUUAUUUUCCUUUACUAACAAAAUAAAUAUCAACUUUUUUGGAUUUUCAUGUGUGUCCUCAUACUUCCAUGCUGAUUGGCUGAUGAACUUUCUUUCUUUAAGUUUUUGGCUAUUGGCUCCACCCUAUCUGUUUAUCCUACAUCAUUCAGCCUGCCCUGCUGCCCACCUAACAGACCCACAGUGGCAAUUACAUGCUGUGCUGCCAUGUGUCUCUAUGUAAAUUGUUAGGGAUAGUGAGUCUAUCAGGUUGAGUUAUUGCACAGUGUGUUUAAUCCAGAAGGUAUUCUCUUCUGCUUUUUUAAAAUAGUCUGCUAGAUCCUGCAACAGCCUCUCGUGUGUGAUUCUUGUUGAUUUUAACAGAGCAGGAGAUAAGGAAAUCUAAAGUAAACACACUGUGUUGUAAGAUCAACUUGACAGUGAAACUAUUUUUUUCCACGCAGGUUGGAAACCAAAGUAAUUUAACGCUUUAAGAGGACUGAGCAGUAAGACUGCAGGGGCACGAUGUGUACACAGAAAAUGCUUCAUUAAGCUAAAGUUGUUUUGGUGCUUAGCAUAUUUCUUUAAAGCUAAGUACUAGAAGUUGAUAAGGAGUUAAAGAUAAUGAGUUACCAAAAAAAAUGUAGUGGUAUGAAUAAAGAAGCAGGAGUAGCUAAAAUAUAAUCUAAAUAAGUACAAUGUACACACUCGGUGCUCUGCUGUGCCCUAAACUUUGCAUGCAGGUUUGUUCUGAAUUUGCCAUUAUUAGUUAUUUGCACACAGGUGUUUUUGCUUUUCUGCAUUAUCUAACCAUGACCGAUUUAGAUGUGUCAGUCCGUGUUCUGUAUGGAGUGGUUUAGUGUUGAUGGCACAGGCUGCUAUGCAGUAAGACUGCAAUCAUAUUGAUAGUUUUUUUUUUUUUAGCACUUUCUCCCUAAGGGUACCCCACGGUGUCGUCACUCAGAGCAUCCAAAUUCGCAGCAGCAGCACAUAAUGUUGAGUUGUCAGUUGCCUCCUAGUGUGUGGCCUGAUAAACAUGCGCUGAGGAUCGGAGCCAUGAAUAAGCUUUUCUGCAGCUCACACUGUUGAUUUAGCAUCUUUUUUUAGCAAUGUCCCUGGUGUUCGAAAGCCGAGCCCCUUGCCUAACGGGCAUUUUUUGGAGAACAGCAUGAUAGUUUUGGGAGGGGGGCAUGGCACGUUUUUGGAGUCUGGAGAGCCUUCACAUGGGUAUGUGUGAAUUUUUAUUUUAAUAUUUCUAGGGUUGUUUUAGUGUGUGUGUGUGUGUGUGUGUAUAGAGAGAUUUUUUUUCAGAGUUGCAUAGUUCUGCUCAUCUUGUAAAGAGAUAAGACAGCAGCUGAAAUAUAUUGAGAAAAAUUAUGUUUUAAAUCUUUUCUUUGCUGUGAGAUGUGAGUGUUUAUUUGCUGUAGGCACUGCAUUAAUUACAAUGUUUUUAUUUAUUUGUAUUGUGUUUCUGCUUGGAGCUUUAAAGUGUUUACAUUAAUGAAUUGCAAUUUUUAUUCUAAAAUGGCCAACUCUUGAUUCUUGAAUUGAAAGAUGUACUCCAGCAAGGCACCUCAUCCUUACCUCAUUUAACUAUUUCAGGAGAUUAAAUGCAGACACUGUUCCUACAGGGCAGUAAUGGCUUCAUGUAGCACCCCAGAUGUUUGUGAACUAUGAUUCGAUAAAUGUCUUGUUAGACAUUAGGGUUUCUGAACAUCACAGGCAAUUUAGAUCACAAAUUGUAAAAGUGCCAAAGGUAGUAAUCAUUGUGCUAGUGUGUGCACAUUUAUUAUGUAUGUUUAUUUGCAAAAUAUUGGGUUUAAGAAGUUUCCAAAUGACUUGCAAGUUUUAGGCCAGAAUUGUACAUUUGGGCACAAUGGGUAAUUGAAUAAGACUGGUGGGUGUGUUACCCCAUUGUUCUCAGCCAAUCAGUGAUGUCCAAUUUGGAUAAAAUUGACAAUGAAUUUUCAGAAGUGCUUGAUUAUCAUGUGAUGAUAAUGUGAUGGAGAUGGGGCUGUUUCUCAGCAAUAUAAAACCAAGGGAAUUGCGCUAUGCCAGUCUAGGCAAUUUCACCACUAAAGCAGUCUGUAGGAGUAACAUUACAGCUAAGGUCACAAAAUGGAUCUGUGCCUAGCUUGGCAAAGGGACACUAUUGUCACCAGAACAGCUACAGCUUAAUGUAGUGGUUCUGGUGUCUAUAGCCCUGUCCCUGCAGUUUUUUUCAGAGAAAAGGCAGUGUUUACAUUGCUGCCUAGUAAUGCCUUUAGUGGCAGUCACUCAGACAGCCACUAGAGAUGCUACCUGUGCAAGUGCUGCACAGUGUGACUGGCGUGACAUAGGAAAAAAAAGAUGAGUAAAAUCACCUUUUUAAUGUUCUAAUCAGGGCUGGGAACCUAACCUGCCAACCUGCCACACGAGCACUAAACUGUCAGCAAUACAUGUUUGUAUUCCUGGCAAUAUAUUGUUUUCAUAAUAUAGAACUAUGCACGUUAAUUGGCUACUAAUUAUUACCUGAUAUUCCAAAGGAGAAUGUAAAAUGGACUGUGGUCAUCUCUAAAAGUAGAUGCUCAAAUGUUGCCUUAAGGCUGGCAAAGCACCAUAGGAGUUGAAGUUCUUUGAGAGCUGGGCGUCUACUUUUUAGCCACCCCAGGAAUAGGCCAAAGGGUUGUCCGAAAACAAACAAUACAGUUUUACAUUUCAUGACUGUUAACCAAUUCCGGACACCUCUCUUGCAGGGAUCAGCAGGCUGCAAAAUGAAUUUCUCUCAUUCUGUGUGAGUUAACAUUGUGUCUGAUUAAGUGAGUCAGACGGAGAAUUGCUCUGUAUUUAACUCCUUCCCUGCCCAGUAACAACAUUUUCUAUGUCAAAAGGUUCUCCUGUGAUGGAAUGAUUUAGCCAUCAAACAUCCCCAUUCUUUCUCUUACGGUUGGUUUUGUUUUUUGGGAUUUUUUUGUCUUUGUUCUUUAAUAUGAAAUGCUGUGCCAGUGUGUAAUGCUGCAGUAUACUGCAGUCUGAUAAUAGAGAUGAAUCUGAUCCCAGCAGCAUGGCUCGGGAGAAAUGGCUGGAGUCAUCCGAGAAAGCCACCUUCAUAAUAAAUUUUAUUUCAAGAGGGAUAAACCAUACUAGCAAGUGCAAUAUAUAUAUAUUCAUAAUCAUAAAUUCAGGGAAUAUGAGAUUAUUACCCUAGGUUCCACACCUACACCCAAUAAUGGAUUUAUACAUUUUAUAGAAUAAGUCCUUGAUAUUUUCCUGCAUUUUUACAGUUAUCUGAGAAAACACACUUGAUCUCCCAGGCAACAUGAUGGAAAAAUUGUUUAAAAGAGUUAUUUCAUUUUUUUUUUUUUUUUUGCUUGCAUUGCUCUGCAAAAAUUAACUCAUUGGUUGUCAGAUAUUUUAGAAAACAUCCAGUUUCGGGAUGAAGUCUGUUUUUUUGUUAUCUCUGGAAAAUAUUACAGGGAGCUUUUUUGUCUGAAUAUUUCUCUCCAACCCUCUUGGAUAUCAUAUAAUGGAGAAAUGAACUAUAAGACCUUCAGUCUAAUAAAGCAUGGAAUAUCUAUCUGCUUAGUCCUCUGUUCUACAUAUUUAGUUUUUUUUCUAUACUUUUCUAAUACAAUAGAGGCACUUUCAUCAUUGUGUGCUUUAAGCUCCAACACUGGCAAACCAUCGGUGGGUGACUUCUCAUCCGAGUCAAGAAAUUCUUAAAUCUAGCUGUGUCUGUGGCCUUUCUCUUCAAAAUGCCAAAUCUGGAUGUAAUCAUCCUAACUGUAUAUUAGUUUAAACUUUGCUCCAAAUGUUUCAGAUGAAGUUUUGAACCUCCAUGUUUUACUUUAAAUGUGUAAGUAGGGUACUCUCUGGUAUUAAGAUUCUAAAAGCCAGAACUGUGAAGGAUAGAACUUCCUUUAUUGGAGCAGUUGAACCUAUUUGGAAUCCAGCAGUUAACAGCAAACAGCAUAGUGGCCUGUAGAGUAGCUGUGAGGAUAUGUCUCAAACUACUCGGACAUUGCUUUGGCUGUGUGUAUCAGACUGUAUUUAAAACUAUGAAUGGACACGUUUCCAGGGCCAGCUCAAAAGAUGCGCUCAGCAGAUUGUGACAUUGUAAGCUAUCAGCAGGAGGAGCAUACAAAGACUAUAAAAAUCUGAAAAAAUGAACAUUCAAAAUGUAUAAUUUGGUAUACAGAUAAAGUCAUUGUGCUAGGGCAAAACAACAAAAUGUCAAGUUAUACCUACACACCGGUAACAUAUGCCUUCAAAUUUAUGCAUUUCAUGCUAUGCAUUUAACCAGCAAUUCAAGGUUGUGUGUAGUUCGGAACGUAAAAUCAAAGGAGUAUCCUACUAGUAUAACUUUUAAUUUAUUUCUUUGUGGAUUGCCCUAGUGCAAUGACUGGGUCUAUAUGCCAAAUUAUAGAUGUUUAAUGUUGAUUUUUGAACAAAGUGUUGAUUGUUAGUCCUGGAAGAGUCCUUGUAUGCUUCUAUUUUUGCCUUAAAAAUUGAAGUAUAAAGGUCUAGCUGCAGCUAUCACCAUGGACAUCAGACUUCCUUCAAACUGCAUUGAUGUCUGGUCUUAACCCUCGGUCAGGCGCAACUGAUCCAACCGACACAGCCAAUAUUUGUUGUUUUGUCCUACCAAGUGUAAACGUGCAUUAUGUAUGGAACAUGCUACUUUUUAUUGUAAUAAAUGCUCAGAAAUUGCUUUCACCAAUGUUGUAGAGCAAAUGGGAUAAUAAAAAUGUUUUUAUUUGAGUAAAGAGUUUGUUUUGUAAAAAUGGCCUAUUAGGCACAAUGUGCCCGAUCCUGUUCUUACUCACAUUGCGCCUGACCGAGGGUUAAAGGAACACUAUAGCAUUAGGAGUGAAGACAUGUAUUUCUAAUACCUUAGUGUUCAAUAAACUAUUUAGAGGUUAACGUCAAAUGAGGAAAUAGGCAUUGUCAUUGAUUUCUUAAUUUAAAUGCACCUGGAUUUCUAUUUAGUAUGAUCAUUCCAUUCUUUCUCUAUCCAGUUUCAACAGAUGGUGGUGCUGAGACUUCUGCUUUGGUUGAUGACAAUGGUAGCGAGGAUGAUUAUAACUAUGAUGACAUCUGUCAAGCAAAUCCAAGAUAUCUGCAGCCAGGAGGGGAACAGCUAGCCAUCAAUGAGGUAUAUGUUUACUUUUUACUAAGCUUAAUCUUCAACUGAAGUUGUUAUGGUGCCCGGAGUGUGCACUAGGUCUCGCAUUGCUGUAAUGUUUAGUAAGGUUUAGCAGAGAUUAUCUGUCCAUGGUAGCCAGCAGGCUGGACCCCCAAUUACAGUAUGGCGUAGGCAGAGCAACGCUGAGUCUCAUUUCAUUCCAGGGAUUGGAGCAGUGAUUGGCUGAGAGUGUCCAGCUUACAUUCUAAGGCUAUCACUGCCUGCUACUCCUCGUAUGACAUGAAGCAGUACAUAGCUCCACUUACACCAUUUCGUCAGGCUGCCUGGGACCAAGAAUCUCUGCUAAGCAGUUGGUAAACCACAAAGCAGGAUCAGUUAAAUGGUUAUGGGGCUCUCCAAUGCCCAAAUAAAAGAAAAAAAUUAUAAUAAUUUUUAUACAAAUAAGAAUAGUAGAUAUACCCCCAAUGAAAACAUACAUGCAUGCAUUUAAUUAUACAUUUUUUUUAUUUUGGGGUAUAUCUUCAAAGAACACUUGAAAAACGUGUAGUAUUCUUGUCUGAAGUCUUUGCAAGCCCUUCCCUUCUAACUCAGCCCAGAAGAGUUUCAAGGAGUUGUAGUUUAAUUGACUGUUAUUAUAUAAUUUAAAAGAAUCCUAUUACUUCCAUAUUCUUUUAACUUUGACAAAUCUCUUCGGUAGAGAUGCCCUUCUUACCUUUUCUGAUUCCAUAAUGAUCUGAAGUAAACAAGUUACAAAUUUUAUAUUCUAAAUUCAUUCCGUGGAUUUUUUUCCCUUCAAAUAAAUGGACCGAGGCCACAAAAUUAUACAAGGCAAUUAGAAGACAAACGCAUUUUUUAAAUUUCUAAUGUGUUGGUCUUUGUUAGAAUGUGCACAAUGAUCAUAUUAUAUUCAUUUACGGCUUUUUUUUUUUUUCUUUGCAUACUAUGAGAUGCUGACUUAUUUGUAGUUAAAACCAAACACUUUCCAACACUAUAAACUAAAAAUAUGUGUUACAUAAAUGUGUAUUUAUAAUUGUAUUAAUAGAAAAAAAUGAAACCUUCUUUAUACAUUUUUUUUGAAUUUUUUUAUAACUCUUCAUGUGUUUUACCAUGAUAUUCAGACAAAACAAAUUACACACUUGCGUUUCUUGUAUUACUGUCUGCAAUUCUUUUCAUAUCCUGCAAAAUUUUAUCCUUGGGUAUUCUGUCAUCUUUGUAUUGAAUUAGGUGUCGGACGUGCUUGUAUUGCACUUGGUAUGGUCCUGGAUCUUGUAUUCAAUAGUGGCAAUGCAAAUUUGUAGUGUGUGCCACAAUGUUGAUGACCUCAUUAAAUAUUUUCAACCUAUGUUAUUUCAGUUAAUAAGUGAUGGCAGUGUGGUGUAUGCCGAAGCAUUAUGGGACCACGUGACAAUGGAUGACCAGGAGCUUGGCUUUAAAGCAGGAGAUGUCAUAAGGGUUCUUGAAGCUUCGAACAAAGACUGGUGGUGGGGGAGAAUUGGAGAUAAUGAGGCCUGGUUUCCUGCUAGUUUUGUCCGGGUAAGGCAUGCAACUUCUAUUCCCUUGUAUGAUUUGUAUCCGAAAGCUUUAAAAUAUGUCAGGAAUAAUUUGGGGUUAAUUUGUCUUUCUUCCCAUUCGUUCAGUUGCGAGUCAAUCAGGAGGAUGUCUCUGAAAAUUCUGGGAGCUUCCAGGAUGAAGAACAAGAUGCUGAGGCCCGUACAUUCCGACACAAGAAUGCAGAAAAUAAAGAUCAAAUGAGAACGAAUGUCAUUCGGGAAAUAAUGAACACGGAACGGGUUUACAUCAAACAUCUGAAAGACAUCUGUGAGGUAUGGCCAGAUUUUUCUCUUCCGUAAUCAAGUUUCUUAUAUAUUGUAUAGAAGCAUUUGUGGAUGGACAGCCGGCACAUCAUUAUUCAGAACUUUCUUUCCAUGUAGUUUAGUAUAACACAUUGUGCAGAACCUUUCAUUAGACAGUUUCAGUCAUCAAAAGUGUCUACAUGGUACUGUUUAAAGCAUUGCUGCCGUAAUAAACAUUUUAUUAUAGGUCUGUGUUUGUGAUGUGAUGAGCAUGAUGUGCAUUUUACAACCUCUUUAGAACAACUGUAAAGAGCUUGAAGACCGAAUAUUAGGUCCAGACUUUAGGUUAAAAAUCCUUGAGCUAGGACAACCUGCAAAAUAUUACCCACACCAGAAAGAAUAUAUAGUGUAAACAAUCAAAUAUCUUUAUACCCAAUGUAAGGUCACCAAUAAAUGCAGUCAGGUGUUAAAUUAAACCAGUGUUUAUCUACAACUUUCAAUUUUUUUUUAUAUUUUAUAGGGUUAUAUAAAGCAAUGUCGGAAACAUACAAGUAUGUUCACAGAAGCACAGCUGAAAACCAUUUUUGGGAACAUUGAAGAUAUCUACAAGUUUCAGAAGACAUUUUUGAAAGAUCUUGAAAAACAAUACAAUAAGGAGGAAUCUCACUUGAGCGAGAUUGGGGACUGUUUCCUUGAAAAUGUAAGUAUCCUGCCUUUGGAGAAGUGUAAAGUCACAUGUAAACAUUCUAGAGGUUGUAACGCAAUUAAUAUUUUAUGUAAACAUACACUCAAUGUAUUAAAUGGCAACUGUUGCAACCUAUAAUUUUUUUUUCUUUUAUGUUAAUCACAUUUUUGUGACCUUCACAAGUUGUUCUCUAUUGUUUAGAUAGCUUGACGUAUUUCAAGGUGUUUGUUCAGUGAUUCAGCAAACUAAGGGAGCAUCGGAAGGAUGAGAUGAGUUCUUUAAAAAUAGAAGAAAGAAAAAAAAAUAAUAUAGUACAGGUUACUUUCUUAGUACUACUGCAAAAUCUUCAUUCAUGUAUUUUAUGGUUCUAUUUUUGUGAAUGUUUUGUUUUAUUUUAUAAAUUGUUUAUAUGGCUCCAUGGCUUUAAAAGGCACAAUACAUUUGGGAUUCCAAUCAAUUUAUUUAGCAAAUUAGGCAGAUCCUUUUAUAUCAUGGAAGUCCAGGCACUUGAUGUUUGACUUGACAUGCAAAUGUAUUACAUACACGUAUUCUUAAUAUAAUGUGUGUAAAAUCACAUAUGGUCUUCUUAUCAGGAGAUUCUCCCUUUAACAAGUCCCAUUAUCAAGCAUUUUUGAGUAAAACAAAACGUAUAGUUCAAACUUAAUUUGUGAGGCAGGGAUUAAAGCUACAUCAGAUCCCACAGUACACGUGUCUAAUUAGGGUAAGUAGGGGAAAACAAUGUGAGGUGAAAAUGUGUAUUUCAUGUGUAUGUUUGUGUGUAUACAUGUAUGUGAAUAUAUACACAUAUGAUCAUUUUCUAACCUCUCUCAUUUCUGUUCAUUUAUUUUUCUUGUGCAGCAAGUUGGUUUUUCAAUCUACUCGGAGUAUUGUAACAACCAUCCAAAUGCCUGUUUAGAGCUGUCAAACUUGAUGAAGCAUAGCAAAUAUCGACAUUUCUUUGAGGCUUGCAGAUUGCUGCAACAGAUGAUCGACAUAGCUAUUGAUGGAUUUCUUCUGACUCCCGUACAGAAGAUCUGCAAAUACCCUUUACAGUUGGCAGAGUUACUUAAGUAUACGACACAAGACCACAGGUGAGCCUUCCUAUAAAAGUGGCAACAUGUCCUUGAAGCAGAUAUGAUGCAAUUCCAAUUUACAAGCCUCCCUUUAUGUAACUAUAUGUUUAAUAAAGAAAACGUAGAAUUAACAAUCAAUAAAUAAAGUCAAUGUUUAUUUUCACACUGCGUUAAAAUGUGCACUCGUCUAAAAUGUUGCUGGCCCCAUCUGUGGUGUGACAUGGCUUACUGUAGUCUCAUUUUCAGUUACUGUAAUUAGUGGUUUGACUUCUCAAGGUGCUAGAACAUUGUAGCAUUGUUAGAUUCUAACGGAAGUCAUCUGCUUACUUCUAUUAUGUGUGCAUCUGGUCUGUGUGUGAUAAGAACGUCCUCAGUUGCUCUGGUGUUUUGUGGUGUUGGUUGUUUUGUUUUUCUUUGGCCUUGUAUUUUACCAGCUGUUGGUACAAAAUGUUUCUAUGAUGUGUGUUUACUCUAGUUGUAAUAUGAACACUGUUUAUUUUGUAUUCAAAUAUAUAAUUCCUUCCCAAAAAAUAGACCUUUGUCUGCAGACCUGAAGUUUAAUUUUGUGGAAUCCUUUUGGAUGAUAUACUUAAGUUCUAGAACUUGCAAAUAGUUUCAAGUCAAGUAACCUUUGCAUCAGUUAAACAGGGAGGAAACUCUAACCAAUAAACUGGAUUUGCUGUACUUGUCGCCCAGAUCCCUCUAGGAAAUAUUUCUCAGCCAUCAGUACAAGCUGUCAGUGUUCACUCGUGAAUUGGGACAUUCAUGUUUCUUGGCUGUCCACAUUGUUUUGAGGUCUUCCCUGCUUAUCGUUUCCUUGACUUCCAAACAUUCUUCAUUUUUGUUCCUCUUAUCAAACCAUGGUUUUGGUAUAAUGUGUGACCAAGAACUUUCCUUGGUCUGAGUUAACGGGUUGGCCCCUCGGAUUUACAAUGAGACUACUGUUAAUUGGAUUUUUUUAUUUAUUUUUUGGCUCAGCGGGGGGACAGUCUAAAAAGUAGCCAUGUGUGACAGCAGAAAAAUAGAGUAUUCUUUCUGUGAAACGAGAGGUUGGAUUUUACUGACCCCAACCUUCAAUCUCUCUGUAAUGGGAGUUCGGGGAGAACAAAAUACACAAAUACAUUUCAUAUUCAGAUAGUCCUUUUGAACGUCAAUUGGAACUGCAUGUGAUUUGGUCUCGGUAAUAGAAUUAUAAUUUUUUUUGUGUGGGAUGUGAAGGCAUUUUUAUCCAUCCUGAAACUUGGAGGACAAGAACCUAGAAUAUAUUACAUUUGACUUUUAUUGUUGUAUCGUUGUUCAAGUCCAUAGCAUUUUAGUAGAACCACGUCCAAUUUUAACCAUAUUUCAGGGGAUGUGUUGAAUUAUAGUGAAAGAUCUGUUGUUGGAAGCUUACGGAAACAUAGUGGAGGGUUCCCCUAGAAUGCAAGUGAAAAUGCACAGAAUAUUGUUCCAGCAGCUGCAGUAGAAAUGAAUAAAAGGAGGAAAUUUGAAGGAAAUCGAAUGUAAACAUGAGUUUUUUUCCUGAGCAAGAAAUUUAACAGAGGGAAUGUUGGAAGUCUAGAUCAGGGGUGCCCAAAAGGUAGAUCCCCAGAUGUUUUAUAAUUACAACUUCCAUGAUGCUUUGUGGGAGGUGUAGUUCUACAACAUCUUGGGAACUACCUUUUGGGUACCCCUGGUCUAGAUUAUUUUGCCCUUUAACAGCCAUCAAAACCAUAAAUAAACAAUAUCUCUAUAAGAGUAAGGCUGCUGUAAGACUUGGGUGGUGUGAAAAACAACCAAAAACCAAAUCUGAUUAAAUCACACUUUACUACUGUAAGGAAGAAAGGAUACGAAGGAUUAAACAUAUAUAAAGUAAACCUUCAAUUGAGAGACAAUAAUUUUCAUCACGUGGAUUGGGGUUAAUGCUUGGUAUGAAUUAUGAUCAGCGUUAAAACACGUUAUUAUUAUAAUUGUCAUACUGACUUAAUCAGAUAGUAAAUGGUGUUUAUUUUGCAGUGAUUACAACAGAAUAAAAGAAGCAUAUGAAGUCAUGAAGAAUGUCGCUUGUUUAAUUAAUGAGCGGAAAAGGCGCCUGGAGAGUAUAGACAAGAUCGCUUGCUGGCAGGUCUCUAUCGUAGGAUGGGAAGUAAGUGGCAUUUACAGUUUUAUUUAUUUGGUUAAGAAAAACUCCUAGAAUUCAUUUGUUGUUGUUUUUUUUAAAAUAAUAUUUAAUGUUGUGACUUAACUUGAAAUCCAAGUAAUUAUAGGCAUGGCUAUUCUAACACACACAAAAUAAAAUUAGAGGACGUUUAGGGCAAUAUGAAAGAAUAAAAUGAAAGUAAAAGAGACUAUUGUUCACAAACUCAAAAAAUAUAUAUGAUUGGUCACUAUACCGAUCACUUUGAUCUCAAGAAAUAGAGGCAAAUUAAGAGAUGUAAAAAAUAAUAAUAUACUUAACACACAUAAUUGUUCUGGCUAUGUGGAAGUAGAUGGCGAAACCGGGUAGUGCUUUUGGGACCUUGGUGAAAAUAAUCCAGGUGUGUGGAGCAUCUAGCGGACACCCAUCCCCCUCAUCCAAAGGGGUUUGUAAUUAUUACUGAAGUUAAUGAUCACACAACAUGAUGAGUCUAUUCAAUUUCACCGAAGUGGCACAAAGCCAGAACAUUGAAACUUACUUCUACAUUUGGAAUACAGUGCUGCCUAGAGGAAACAUAUCAACCAAAAAAUAAUAAUUGGCAUUUUGGGACUGUAGGUUGCCUUUUGUCCACGUCCUUUUGCGUUUAGUUUAUGUAGUAAAAUAAAGACUACUCACCUCAUUUCCAUUGCUGGGACUCCUCUGCUGUAGCUGCCAGCUCUGCCUUUGAAGAGGCUUGCUGACGUCUACGUGAUCUCCUCCACUCCAUUGUUUCUCUAUGAGAAGCAAUGGAUUGGAGUUAUGCAUACGCGGCCAAACCCUGCUCUUCUCCAAUCAAGUGCUGCUAUCAGAAAGAUUCCCAGACAGAGUUUUUUACUUUUUUGGAAGCAGUUCCAAAUAAUUAUUUACAUAAAUAAUGUAUAUAUUUUGGUUAAAAUUUAGAUUUAUCGUUACUUUUCUCAUUAUUACAUAAGGAUCUAGUUCGGAAAGUUUAGGAACAUUUGUUUCUCCUGAAACAUUUAGGCGCUCUACCAAUGAGGGAUAAUUCUAAAAAAAUAUGUAUUUUUCUUAUAUAUGAUUAUUUCUUACUUUCUAGGGGCAAGAUGUUUUAGCUCGAAGUUCUGAACUGAUCCACUCAGGAGAAUUGAGCAAGGUCUUCAAACAAGGAAAAAGUCAACAAAGGACAUUCUUUUUAUUUGACCAUCAGCUGGUGUUCUGCAAGAAGGAUUUACUUCGCCGGGACAUUUUGUAUUACAAAGGUCGUAUUGAUUUGGACGAAAUGGAAUUUGCUGAUGUGGAAGAUGGGAAAGACAGGGACUUCAAUCUAAACAUUAAAAACGCUUUUAAAGUAGUAAACAAAGAGACAGAUGAAGUUCAUCUGUUUUGUGCAAAAAAACAAGAAGACAAGCUGCGAUGGCUGAAGGCCUUCAUUGAUGAGCGCAAACGAGUGCAAGAGGACAAAGAUAUGGGUAUGUUUGCUUAUUUUUAUUAACAAUAUAUGUGGAAUAGUUUGUACAAAUAUGGAAAUAAGAUGAAAUGCCAUCACUCUCCACUUUUUAAGGCAAAAUUUUUAAUAAUUGAGGUUAUUGGUUAAUUCUAGUGAAUAUUAAUACGGUAUGUACUGAGUUUUACUUGUCUAAACAUAUUUUUUUUAAGGAACACUAUAGGGUCAGGAAUGCAAACAUGUUAUAGUGUUAAACACACCAUCUAUCUCUCCUGGCCCUCCUGCCUUCUAAAAUAUAGUAAAAUCUUACCAUUAUUCCAGUCUACUGCUGCUGGCUCUGCCCCUGAUCUGCUUCCUUGUAGUCAGUAGUGGUGAUCUCAGCCGUUCACACGGCUUCCCCAUAGGAAAGCAUUGGAUUGGCUGAGCUUGUCAAGGAGGCAGGUCAGAGGCAGAGCCAGCACAAGCCAAACACAGCCCUGGCCAAUCGGCAUCUCUUCAUAGAGAUGAAUUGAAUCAAUGCAUCUCUAUGAGGAAAGUUCAGUGUCUGCAUGCAGAAGGUGGAGACGCUGAAUGGCAGUGCAGCACUGGCCCAGGAAGAACCUCCAGUAGCCAUCUGAGGAGUAGCUACUGGAGGUAUCCCUAGGCUGUAAUGUAAACACUGCAUUUUCUCUGAAAAGACAGUGUUUACUGUGAAAAGCCAGAAGGGAAUGAUUAUACUCACCAGAACAAAUACAAUAAGCUGUUGUUCUGGUUACUACAGUGUUCCUGUUAAUAUGGUGAAGGAAUAGGCAGCAAGUGGCAGAUGGAUCGCCAGAUGGAUAAAUUAGAGCACCGGAUCAGCUAAAAGCAGUGAGAUUUAACGUAGGCAUAUCUAGUAAUAUAACAGUUUGGGAAUAAUAACAAAAAAGGUUUGCUUCAAGGUUCCAUGGUUUGUUGCUUUUACAAGUGAUCUGCAUGCAAGUUAGUUGGUCAGUGACAUCUGUUAGCCAAUCCUAGCUCUCUCUUACUGUCCAGGGAGAAAUCGGACUACCAUUCUAGAAUUACAAAUUAAAAUAUCUAUUAAUGCAUAUUGUGGCAAAAGCAGAUGGCAGACACACGCUACACCUAUUACACACAACCAGUACACACCACACACAUUACAUAUAGUCAACACACACCAUCACACACACACACUGUGGGGGAGGACAGAGGGCAAGACUUUUAUCUCCAAAUUUUCUCAAAUUAAAUCCAAAUGGUGAGAUUAAGGCAAUAAUAACUAGUUGUGACUAUAUCGGAAUUGGCAAAAAAUUUCUGAUCCUCUAUUUUAGCCUCAGUUUUUUUUUCAUUUUAUUUCAGAUUUAAUCUGGAAAAAAAUAGAGUUCACUGCAUAACCAAUGUCAAGCUAUAAGCAGGGUCCCCAAACCUUCUAAUUUGAAAUUAUUUUGUGUCUAUGCAGUAGAUUUCCGUGACGGAAAAGAUUAUACUUUUUAGCAAUAUAUAAAUAAUCUUUCCAUGUUUGGUAUUUGUGGACUAUAUAUGUGUGUGUAUAUAUAAAUGGCGUUUUUAAGCAUGGAAGAUGAACAAAAAUUCCCAUAAAUGUAGAUUUCUAUUUUUUUUACUACAUUCCAAAUAUCGGUACAGAGAUAUUAAAAUGAUAUAUUUAUUUAUGAGAAUUUAUUAAACGUUCUGCCAGCACAAUGAUUUAACAACAAGAUUUGAAAUUGUAUAAAAAAUGUAAGAAAAGCCUUAAUUUCUUUUAUCAAGUGCACGGUGGUCAAUAAUCUGCACAAUCAGAGAAUAACUUACAUUUCAGAUUUCCAAGUACAGAUUUUAAAGCUUGGGAAAUCCUAUAAAAUCUGUUCUCCUGGUGUUGAUUUACGAUGUGUAGACCUUUAUUUAUAUACUUUGAAAGUGAAUAAAAUUAGAAAAAAAAAUCUGUGGUUUUUGAGUUUUUCGAAAAUGUAGUUAGUCUUAUAACCUGAAUGGUUUUGGACAUGCUUGGUUUUAGAAGGAAAAUCACAGUCUCACAAGUUUUGUUGAAAAUGUUUAUUUUAUUUAAGGGACGUUCUAACCACCAAACAACUACAUCUUAAUAUGGGGGUUUGGGUGCUCAGAUCCUGUCUCUGCACUCUAACAAAUGUAAGCAUUGCUGUUUGUGAGAAAGUCAGAAUGCUUCUAGUGCCUGUCAAUCAAUCAAUCAAUCAGUUAGACAACCUGUUAGAGGUGCCUCCUCAUUGAAGACUUUCAGUCAUGUCAAACACUGUAAAUACCACGUGUAGAGAAGCACUAGAUUAAAAACAUCUCUGAGAAGCAUCCAACACUUCUCUAUGAUAUAUACAGGAAAUAGUGCAGCGCUAUCUUAGUGUAAUACAUAGACAAUUCAUAUAUAAAUAUGUAAUAAGACACCUGGCUUAACUUGUUAUUGAGGAACUUCAAUUCUGUGUGUGUUUAAAAACAAUUGCAAGGUAUAUAAAAAAAAAAAAAAAAAAAGCAAAUUGCACACUCACAAUUUCCAGAGCUAUGUAACCUAGCACUGGAAUGUAUCGCUUAUUGGUCCUUUAUGGGCGACCACUCCCCCUUCUGGAUAUUGUAGUAAUGGUGUCUUUCCUUUCCUGGUUUUACUCGGGAUAAAAGAAACACAGUAAUGGUGCAGAUCCCCUUAUACUUCCAUAUGGUGAAUAAACCACAAUUAUUAUACUCACAAGUGUGGAGCCUAUAUGCCGGCUCUGUAAAGGUGCCUAGUGUGGUUAAGGACCACACACCCUUCUUUAAAACUGCUGGAUUCCAAGUUGAUUUUUAAAAACUGAUAUUUAUUUUAAUAUUUAAAAAUUUUUAAAAACGCAAUAAAACAAGCUUAUUAAAUACCAGAUAUGAAGGUGAAGUCUAUAGUAGUCGUGAUACACAUUUCGCUGUCCUAUGGCUACCUCAGUCUGGUUAUGUUCAUGUUGUAGCAGCUUUGUUUUAUUAAAAAAACUCCAAAUUUGGUAUACUGAUAGAGUUGAUGAGCAUAUACCUCUCGAUUAAAGCACACACGAAUCUAAGUUUGUUUUAUACUUCUCUGUGAUAAGCAUUCCAUUGGCCCAAGAUCCUCACUAAUGAGGAGUGGCAGUGUUCAUUUAACUUCUUUUCUUUCCCUCCCCCUUCAUGUUUCAUGGAUUGCAGAGUCUUGGUAUUGCGUGGUAUAACUUAUGAGUAAUAUUUUUUUAAAAAAAUUUAACUUUGAGUCAGCAGGACGUAAAGAAUGAAUGGGAAGGGUAUUUGUUCCCUCUGUCACUUCCUCAAAAGCAGUGAACACUAUUUCUACAUUUGGAAACAUCGCUCUAUACGAAAUAAUAUAAAAAGCUUGCAAAUGUGUUCCUGUAUAGUAAAACUUCCUGUUCAUUGUAAAUUAAAUGUGUUUGUGGAAUUCAUGAAUAAUUUUUUUUAAUAUAUUUUAGGAAUGGAGAUUUCAGAAGACCAAAAGAAACAAGCAAUGCACAAUGCUAAGAAAUCAAGGCAAGGCAAGAUGAAAGGUGAGCAAUGCAUACAAGGGGACCACUAUUUCUUUAAAGGAACACUAUAGUCACCUAAAUUACUUUAGCUAAAUAAAGCGGUUUUAGUGUAUAGAUCAUUCCCCUGCAAUUUCACUGCUCAAUUCACAGUCAUUUAGGAGUUAAAUCACUUUGUUUCUGUUUAUGCAGCCCUAGCCACACCUCCCCUGGCUAUGAUUGACAGAGCCUGCAUGAAAAAAAAACUGGUUUCACUUUCAAACAUAUGUAAUUUACCUUAAAUAAUUGUAUCUCAAUCUCUAAAUUGAACUUUAAUCACAUACAGGAGGCUCUUGCAGGGUCUAGCAAGCUAUUAACAUAGCAGGGGAUAAGAAAAUCUUAAUUAAACAGAACUUGCAAUAAGGAAAGCCUAAAUAGGGCUCUCUUUACAGGAAGUGUUUAUGGAAGGCUGUGCAAGUCACAUGCAGGGAGGUGUGACUAGGGUUCAUAAACAAAGGGAUUUAACUCCUAAAUGGUAGAGGAUUGAGCAGUGAGGCUGCAGGGGCAUGUUCUAUACAACAAAACUGCUUCAUUAAGCUAAAGUUGUUCAUGUGACUAUAGUGUCCCUUUAAACAUUUUACUUUUAACAGAAACUGAUCUUAUUAGUAUAUUUUCCUUUGGCAAAAGCGAGAUGUCGAUCGUAAUGAUCAUUUAUUAGUUAAGGGCUUCAGAAGAGCACUCUCAAUUAAUUAAUUCAUUAAAGGAUUAUGCAAAUUCCAUAAUGAAACACAGCCUUCACAUGGCCUUGCACCAUGACCACUUCAAAAGACUGAACUGGUCAGCUGAUGCCGGGAGUACCUUUUAACAGAUUUUCAUUUAGUCAAAAAGUUUUUCCGAGCACCAUAAACCAUAAUUCUUGAAUAGGCUAGGAAGUAAGUUCAUCUCCUUCCAUAACAAAAAAUGAAUGCAGAUAUAAUAUCCCAUUGAUUGAUGAUCAAGAUUCUUCUAUGGUAUAAGCAUGCUGUCUCUCUUAGCCAGCUUCAUAUGAGAGAGCAUGUAUACAUGCAGCCACAAAUAGUGUGAGUCACAAAUACAUGGCUGCUAAAUUUAAUGUCAGGAUUAGCUGAGAAAACUAAUUUCCUGUUCCCUGAUUUGCAACAACCUUUGAAGUUCAAAUGUCCAUAUCUUUUUCCUUUUUUCAUAUAAUUUAUUUUCUCCUAAUGUUAUAAACACGUUAUUUUUGCAUAUUUAUUUUUAAUACAAUACAAUAUCUCCAUCAUACAUUAAAAGGUCUAGGGUCCUGUUGUGCCUAGAGUAACUUUUUAAUGGAAUCCUAAAAUUCAAGCAGCAUAUAGUGUUAGUCUGCUGUGCGAUAACCUCACGGUCUGAUUGCAGUGUUAAAAGGGAGAGGGGGGGGGGGUGAAAUCUUUUAAUCUGAUUUAGCCGUCCUCAUAAAUCAAUAUACAUGUGUGGAUCAGUGAAGCUCUGCCUAAUUGUGAUGAUUAUGUGUCACUUCUAUUCCUGAAACAAAUAAAACAAACCCCCAGGCAUUUUGUAACCCUGGCGUUGUGACAUUCACUGCUGCUUUUGUAUUUACUCAUAAAACCAGAUUGAAUUGUCACUGCGCAAAGAUAAUACCGACUUCACUGAAGGCCAUAUUGAAUUUGUUCAAUUUCAGGUCAGCUGUAGCUCUGUUUGUAUCACUAGAUGGUAUGCUUAAUAUUGGCUUUUGGAUGAAUGGCUACUGUAUUGUUUACUUAGAGUCUAUUUUGUGGAAAUAAAAAGCAAAACAGAUACGGUUGAUCUGGUCAGUUACUGCAUAAAUUACAUUAUAUACAUAAUUACAUAAUUUAUAAAUUAUGUAUUACAAGAAUGCAGUGAAUAGAUAGAGGACGUAGACUCCUUGACAAUUAAAAACUGUUGUCAGAACUUAGAAAAACUCACAAAUUGAUGGUAAUUUGAAGCACUGGCAAUUUUGUGGCAUACUGACCCUGGAACAUUUGGCAUAGUCUAAAGGAACCUCUCAGACACCUACAGGCUGAUCUCCCUCCUAUUAGUGACGCCUGUUGCAUCACUAGUUAUUUUGGCACCCAGAGUUGCUUGUCCAAGGACUUUGCUAACCAAGCCUUAUCUAUAGUCCUAGUUGUUAGACAUAGAUAAGGGCACCUCAAAAGGUUAUUGAUAGUCAAUAAAGACUCCUGAAGAGAUCCCUAAUUUAAGCAAUCUGUGAUACCCCGGUAGUAAAGCACCAGUUGACCUGUCUAAUUAUUUGGAAAACCGGCUACAUCUUUAAAUGACCUGCAUAGAGAAGGGUCGUCAACCCUUGUACACUAAAAUUUGUUCUUUAACUGGCGAUGCCAUCAAGAGUCCUCAAAAAAGAAAGAAUGUAAAUCUUAAACGUUACUUAAGUUAAAGGUCUGUUAUCGGUAUUAUUAUUAUUUUUUUUUUUUUUUUUUAUAAAGUCAAAUAACCAAUGAUCUAUGCUACAAUGUAUCAUCAAAUGUUAUAUCAUGUAUGAAAGCUUUUACUGAACAAAUACGAUGACCUAAACUGGCUUGGUUCAUGGAGUAGCAGAUCUUGAACUUAGUUACCAUUGUCUGUAUAAUGUAAUGUUCAUUUUAAGUACCAAAUGCAAGUGACCACUAGCUCAUUUUUCUUUUUCUUUUUUGAUUUACAAAAUUUGUGCUUUCAUACAGGUGUUUCUUACAAUGGAUUUCCUUCUGUACCGUCUCAUCAAAACCUGCAUCCGAUCCACCAACGGCACAUCACAGUCCCCACCAGCAUUCCUCAGCAGCAGGUAUUUGCACUGGCUGAACCUAAAAGGAAGAAUUCGCCUUUCUGGAACACAAUCACAAAACUUACACCAUUCAAGAAAUAA
This is a messenger RNA of Pelobates cultripes (western spadefoot toad), 46223 nucleotides long. The record is from the annotation of a GenBank genome assembly. Lineage: Eukaryota; Metazoa; Chordata; Amphibia; Anura; Pelobatidae.